This is a messenger RNA of Podarcis lilfordi (Lilford's wall lizard), 49168 nucleotides long. The record is from the annotation of a GenBank genome assembly. Lineage: Eukaryota; Metazoa; Chordata; Lepidosauria; Squamata; Lacertidae.
AGGGGGGGGGAGCCGCCUUCCGCACGUCCCGAACGAGCCGCGCAACGAGCUUCCGCUCGCUUUACUCCGCCUGAUCCCCUCGGCGAGAAGCGUCAGUAGCCGGGCGGGGAGGGAAAGGAAAGGUGUGGGAGGGCGGCGCGCCUCCCUUCGACGCCCUCGCCCGCUGUCUCUCCCCCUCCCCCCCCGCGCCACCGCGCCGCCUUAGUCCGGCCCUGCCCCGCGCCGAGGUUUCCCUUUGCCCUGAGGGACUGCGCUGUGCUGCUCUCGCUUCGCGCCGGAGAGGCAGAGCCGGCGGCCGGAGGAGCUGGGCGUCGGGAGGCGCCCGCAGCGACGCCGCCAGCGGCAGCGGCAGCCCGAAGCCCGGGCCAUGAGGAGCCGCCGUGACUCUCUGGCGACUCCGCGCGACUCCCUCGCCGCCGCGGCCCCGGGGGAUGCCCUCUAGGCGCGAGGAUGAGGCAGAGCAGGGGGCAGCGGAUGGUCCUGGCCACUUGCCUGGGCUCUCUGCUCCUCGUCGUCUUCUACUUCCAGAGCAGCUCCAACCCAGGUGAGUUAAACAUUCACCCCGCAGGCAAAGGUCCUCGUCCCGGCCCCGCUCGCCCGCCCUCCGCCGACGCACCUCGGCGCUUCCCUUCUCAAGGCGUCUUUUCUGCUCCCCUCGCGCUCUCUCAAGUUGGGGCUUUGCUGGGUGUUUGGUCUUCCCAGCAAACUUCGGUAGCUGCUGCUCUUUUAAGGUGACUCUUUCUAAAAGUCAUCUUGGCAGCAGCAAACCCAAGAGUGCAAACCUGGCAGCGCCGCUGUAACGGGGUCUACUCGGAAGUAAGUCUCAGUGAAGGCAAUGGGACUUACUCCCGAGCAUAUGUGGAAGUAGGAUAGUAGCCGUGUUUAUUUUGUUCAACUUUUGAGACCACUUUCUCGACCGCUUCUCCAAGCGGUUGACAGAAGGAAACCUAACUCCGGAAUGAAAUCAUUAACAUUUAAAAUCCAUUUCCAUCCAAGGUGCUCACACCAGCAUGCCAUGAAAUAAAAGAAAAUUAGCCCAGCUAGCUUGAAAACAAGAUCCAAGUUGUAAUUUAAUAUUAAUUAGCUUCCAAAGGCCAUGAUAAACAAUUAACAUUUUAAGGGCUAUAUUUAGGUUAAAUGUGUAGGGUUGCCUCCUAACACAGCUUCCUUUCUGGAAAUUGUUGUCCUAUAGUUGUCUGAGAGAAGCAAGCUGCCCAUUAAAAAGAGAGGAGAUGACUGAAUGUAAUGUCAGGGUGUGUUUUUUUUAAUUAAUGAGUCUGUCAGUCAGCUGCUGGUUUGUUUUUAAAAUGGUACUCUUAAAGGUGGGUUUAAAACAGGAGCAGGUCAAUAAAAAAUGGUGCAAUUCAGUCUUUAUUCCUGUGCAUGCCUAGUUGUGUGUUAAGUCCCAUUGAACUCAAUGAGAAAACAUAGGAUUGGAUUUACACAGUAGCUUUGAAAAAUAGAGUAGCUGAGCAAUGCCCCAAACAUUUUCAGUAACUUCAGUACAUUUAAGCCCACUGAUUUCAGUGGAAAAUACUUAAGUGUGGGAUUCACUUUCAUCCUGAGUCAAUGAAGAACAGGAGGUCAAUACCCGGAGAAGGCCUUUUUAUGGUGUGAAGAUAGAAAAGAAGCUUCCUUACACUGAGUCAGCCAAUUGGUCUAUCUAGUUCAGUAUUGUCUACACUGACUGGCAGAAGCUCUCAAGGGUUUCAGACAGGAAUUUCUCUGAGCCCUACCUGGAGAUGCUGAGGAAUGAAUCUGUGACCUUCUGCUUACAAGGCAAAUGUUCUACCACUGAGCCAUAGCCUUUCCUCAAGUGGUUUCUAGGUAGGCCUUCCUGGGCAGUGAGUUUGAGAGUGUAGAGGUUGCUGUGGGGUAAGUCUUCAUUCCAGGUCCUACUUAACUUCCCUGGAUAAACAGAGGAUCACAGAGGAAUGCAAAUGUGCUGACUCCUCUUAACUUAAGUGGGCCUUCAGUGUUUUUUGUUGGAACAUACUUCCAAGUAAAUUUAUGAGCAUCACAGCCUUGGAGGAUCGGAGUCCUAAGUCCAGAUUUCACUGAAAAAAAGAUGAAUAUGAAGCAACUCUAGAUCUGUGAGAUUAGUCGUGCCUUCUUUUUGUGGAAACAUUCAGUCAGGUAUGUGCUGAAUUUUCUGAACCGCAGCAUGGGUGCAUCUUAACGCCCGGUACGUAAAAAAAACUUUAGUAAGCAAAUACCAACUUGCUGGAAAAUCCUUCUUAAGUGGAAUCAAAGAAACAGCCCAGGGCAACUCACUCUGAGAUAUUACAUAUUUUCUAGCUAAGAUCAUGUUCUUCAUCAAUGCACAUUUUUGCAGUGGGUUGUGACACACAGAGUAUGCUUACUGCAAACAAAACUGUGUUUUAAAGCUGGUCUUGGCAUGGGUUCCAGUGUGAUGCAGUGCAUCUGUAGCAGAGAUGGAACUGACCGUGUGUUUCCUCAGGUAUCCCGCAGAAUUCAGUGGUGCUUACUCACAGGUAGCAGGUAAAGGAUAUCAGAGUGGCUUUGUGCCUGCUGCUUUUCAGCUUCUAUCCUAGCAGGGUGUUGCUCCUCCUCACAAAGAGUGGUAUCUACUUCAUAGCUAUUUUCACCAACUUGCUUCCCUUUAGUGCUGAACUACUUCUGGUGGUGGAGAGCAGCACACAGUAACAAAAUGGUGCAAGUGAGAAAGCACACAUAUGUAUUCAAGUUGAAUGGUUCUAAAAUAGAGGUAGUUUCUGAACUCUCUGUGCAUAUAUACAUCAGUGGGCUAAAACAUGUUUUUAUAGAAAGGUUACCAGAUGUCCCCAUUUCCCGGGGACAGUCCUCGGAUUUACAAAUCAGUCCCCUGACAAAAUCCAUCCAUUUAGUAGGGAGUUGAAAAGUGUCGCUGGAUUCAUUGAAAAAAAUCUGGUAACCUUAUUUUAUAGUGACCUGAUAAUGCUAUAUCUAGCAGAUUAUUAGCCAUAGCAUCAGCCACCUCUUUGGCCAGUGUUGGUAGAUUGAAUCCUGAAGCUUCCAGCAGGGCUAUAGGGAGAGAAAAUGCAUGGGAAGUCCUUUCAGUGUGGAGAGCGGUCCCCAUUCCAUUCCCCACUGAGAAUGAAUCUUCUCCAUCCCACAAUAGCUCAUUGGCCAUACUGCAAUUCAUCCCAUUGGAUGAGGUUUUACCCCUUCAGGAACAUGCACACAGCACACUUCUGGAGCUGGGAGUCUGCACACAGAAAUGUAUUUCACACAUGUUUGACCUUGGCUGCAUCUGACUUCAGCAGAACAAUUUGGAACCAGUGUAAAUUCACACCCUGUAUUUAUGUUCUGAGGCCUGGGACAGAAGUCGUCCUUGAGAUGGGUGCAGUCCAGGUCACUUUUAGCACAUGUUCAGAAGCACUAACCUACUCUACUCUGUCUGUUACAUUGCUUUCAAUAAGGCUUAAGCACAGCGCAUCUUCUGUGUGUGCACUCAGGGGUAAGUCCCAUUGAGUUUAAUGGAGCUUGUUCCCAGAUAAGUGUGUAUAAAAUUGCAGCCCUAUUUUUUUAUUUUUUUUAAGGAGGGCUAAAGGCUAUAUGACUAGAAGCAGGCGUUUCAGUGAAUUAGGGUUUAACUUCUUUGACUCCUGCUAUAUUUAAUGAGCUAUUUCAAGAUGUUCUCUGGCUGUUUUAUGAAGGCAGCAAUUUCUCUUGUGUAAUGAAAGCAUAGAUCUUUUCUUUUCUGGAAAGUCACGGCCCAAGAAUUCAGAUGAUGGAUGAUGAGGCUGUCAGCAGCGAAUAAACUCUCACAGAGGGCCCACUUGAAUUAAAAACUGAGUCAAAUUCUGUGGCCAGUGAAUUGAUAGAUUAAUCUCCAAAUUAAUGUUUUCAGUUGAACAGCCAAACAAUGCGAAGCCAAUAAGAGUUAUAAUUUUCUUGCAUGUUUCCUGCACCUUUACUAGAAAGUAUGUUGCUUAUUAUUUUCAGAGAAACAUGCAUGCAUAAUGCUUAUGAUUCAACAAUAUGCCUGGGUCCUGCAUGGCACUCUCAGCCACCGUUAAUUUGACCUAAAUGUUCACAGAUUUGUUUUUUACCAUGAUGGAUGAAAGGUGGCAUUUCCAUUUAUUUUAAAUUUAUUUGUUUGCAUUUAUCUUUAACAGUUAUUUAAGAAGUUUGUGGAAGGUGAUAAAUAAUGUUGUUGAAGUAAAGAGAGCUCCAAUUCAUGACAUGACUUUGUUUUUUAAUGAAAAGAUAAAGAAUUCUGCAAGCCACUUCCCAGGAGGUUUAAAGAUAAACAGAAGUACCCAUUUGAGGGAAGGGAAAGCUACUGUGAUGAAAUAAAAUGGUGCAGUUGAUGUGGUGCAACUGUGAUGAAAUAAAAUGAUGCAGUUGAUGAGAGCCAGUGUGGUGUAGUGGUUAAGAGUGGUGGACUUAUAAUCUGGUGAACCGGGUUCGAUUCCUUGCUCCUCCACAUGCAGCUGCUGGGUGACCUUGGGCUAGUCACACUUCUCUGAAGUCUCUCAGCCUCACUCACCUCACAGAGUGUUUGUUGUGGGGGAGGAAGGGAAAAGGAGAUUGUUAGCUGCUUUGAGACUCCUUAGGGUAGUGAUAAAUCGGGAUAUCAAAUCCAAACUUCUUCUUCUUCUUCAGAGUGUAUGGAGGAAGUUGAAUGAAUAGUAAGGGUGAGCGAUAUAUCAAUAUUUCAUCCCAAACUGGUUUGAAGUCCAUAUUGUGAUAUUGGUUUUAUAAUUUUUGACCCAGCAAUAUAUCGUGAAUCAUGAUGUGUGUCUGUGUAUGCUAUUCAAAAAUCACAAUGUGGGGGAAAACUAUGAAGCCAGCCAAUGCUUCUCUUGAUUGCUGCAGCCUCUAUUAAUUCUGCCAGCUCAGCUGUCCCCUGUCUCAUGCAGGGGGCAGCGAAUCACAAGAGCAGGUGCCAGCAAAAUUCAUGAUGCAGGGAAAACCGUGAAGCCUCUACAUAGCUCCAUCCUUAUUUGAGACAUCAUGAUAUAUUGGUAUAUUGUGAUGUUUUGCUGAUGAUAUAUCACAAUGUUGAAAACCAGAUAUCACCCAGCCGUAAUGGAUAGUGGUGAAUAACUAAGUUGGUUCAUGUUUGCUUCUGAGUCUUUUGGAGGAUAGAAGACUUGUCCCGAUCCCAGACACAGGUGUAGAUCAGCUGUGUUAUAUUAGUGCCAUCAAGGCCCUUGCUUGCUCCAAAACCAGGCUGCAGGGAUAUGACAACACUGGGGGAACUACACUUUGGAUCCUGACAGUCUGGGUGUGGCAGCGUAGGCCAACUGAUCUGUAUAAGAGCUUUCUGGGAGAGGCAUCUUGCCAGCUAGGCUAACCUUCACCUGCUCCUGAUUUUCAUGUUCAUGUCUUGCAGAACGUUCGUGUGCAUUUCUAACCUGAAACUGAGCCUUGCAGCAUUUUUGGAGAGGCAGACUUUGGAGUCCCUCUCAGUUUUCCUCCUAUGUAUGUUCUCUUGCCUCUGACCUUGCUUUCUCUCAUCCAUGCUGUUGUUGUUGUACCUAACUAGUUAUCUGAAAUGUCCACACAUUUUGAAAGUCGGUGGUUUGCCGCUUGACAUAUUUUCAGUUAAAAUAUCAGGAAGUCUUCACCUGGGGAAAAAAAAGUUUGGUGCUUUUAUUUCAGCUAGUUUUUAAAACGACACACUCUUUGUCAUUUCAGAUAGCAGAAGUUGCUACUUUUGAGCUGAGGAAAUUCUUGUCUGCUUUUGGUUUCUUUAAUACCACAAAGGGGGGGGGGGAUUAAAGAACAAAGUGAACCUGUCACACAUUUCCUGUCAAGCUUCUUGCAUUCACUUCCUUUUAAAGUUGUCUCAUUUGUUUUUAAAAAUAUUGUUAAGUUUAUUUGGGUAAACCUGAUUUGGAUAGAAAGGCUGAAUGUAGAAUUUCCCAUUGAGUGUGAACAUAAUUUAUGGGGCAUUGCUAUUGGGGGGUGGGCAGGCCAGCAAGGUUUUUAGUAGGCAGUAACUAUCAUUUACAAGCUUUAAAAAAACUCACUCAGCCGUGUGCAGCAUAGAAUUGUCCACUAAGUGUGUGUGUGUGUGUGUGUGUGUGUGUGUGUGUGACAUUUACUAUAUAUUACUGUAUAUUAAGAACCUCAGAAGAGCUUGCUGGAUCAGACCAGUAGCCCAUCCAGGCCAGCAUCCUCUUAUUAUAGUGGCACACCAGAUGCACUCUCCCUUCCUGCUGUUUCUAGUAGCUGGUAUCCAAAAGCGCACUGUUUGUGGCAGUGAAGGUAGAACAUAGCCAUCAUGGCUAGCAGCCAUUGGUAGCCUCGACCUUCACGUAUUUGUCUAAGCCCCUUUUAAGGCCAUGCAUGUUGGUGGCUGCCAUUAUCUCCUGUGGAAGCAACUUUCAUAAUUUAACAGUGUGAAGAAGUACUUUAUUUUGUCUGUCCUGAAUCUACCGAUGCUCAGCUUCAUUAGCUGUCCCCCACCAGUCCUAGUGUCAUGAGAGAAUGAGAAAAACUAUUCUGUAUCCAUUUUCCCAAUGCUACGCAUACACUUACUGUGCUUCUAUCAUAUCACAUCUUACUCACCUCUCCUCUAAAUUAAAAUGCCCCAAAUGCUGUAACUUUUCCUCAUGGGGGAGUUGCCCCAUUCCCUUGAUCAGUUAAUAAAAGGUAAAAAAUGGUAAAGGACCCCUGACAGUUAAGUCCAGUCGCAGACAACUCUGGGAUUGCGGUGCUCAUCUCGCUUUACAGGCCAAGGGUGUUUGUCUACAGACAGUUUUUCUGGGUCAUGUGGCCAGCAUGACUAAGCCGCUUCUGGUGCAACGGAACACUGAAACCAGAGCAGUGCACGGAAACACCGUUUACCUUCCCGCUGGAGCUGUACCUAUUUAUCUACUUGUACUUUUUUGGGCGUGCAGGAGCUGGGACUGAGCAGCGGGAGCUCACCCCGUCACGGGGAUUUUAACUGCAGACCUUCUGAUCGGCAAGCCCAAGAGGCUCAGUGGUUUAGAUCACAGUGCCACCCACAUCCCUUUGAUCAGUUAAUAAACAAUACACCAAUUCCAAGUUGUAGACAAACCAUUAGCCACCAGCCAGGGCUAUUAACGUAUAGAGAAGAAGCUAAGCAGCAAUUUCUGUGCACUGGACAGACACAGCUUUUCUGGGAACGUUGCAGGAAACUGCUCCACCCACUAAUCUGUUUAGGGCUCUGCCCUGCCUUGCUGCAGAUGGCUUUAAGCCCAGAAUCUCCUGACUAGCAACCUGACUCUUUGAUCUGAAGAGUGCCCAAUCCUAUGGAGUGAGUCUGCUAAUGAAAUUCUGCAGUCCUGGCUUUUGUUAUUUUGCAGUGGGGCAACAACUGAGACAUGUGAGGGUCAUAACCAAGAGGUAGGGAAGCCCUUCUGGUGUGAAAUGCUCUGAGGAAACAAUGCGCUUGAGUCUCCUCUCUCUCUGAGCUCAAUCCCAGCUGUGCCUGUUUGAAAAUGCAAAACAUGAAACUAAACAGAGAGGCAGGGCUCUCUUUAUCAGUUAAUUAUGUCUACAGCAGUUUUUCCACAGAGUUUCACCCUUCAGAUAAUUUGUAGGAAGGAUGUGGCUCUCUCCUGCGGCAUCACUACAGAGGCUGACAGCAUCAGUGAGGUGCCAUUGAGUGAUUGGGGGCAGUUUACACUGUUGCCUUUCAAUUCUGAUACAAAAUGGAUAAGAUUAAAAAGUGGUUAAAAUGUUUGCAAAGCUAGAUAAAUUCAAUAGGCUGCAGAAUGAUAUCCCACCAGCCCCAGAGGUUGGGCGCCAUUUCUAAAUGUGUUGUUUGUGCAUCUGUUUCAUGGUGUGCAUGGCUGAUAAUGCUAGCAGAUGUUGAGAGUGCAGAUUCCUGUCAGUUGCAGCAAGUGUGACCACUCUAGUCCAGCAACCUCCAGAGGUCAGCCCCUGAACUUCUUCAAAAUCAGGAUAUUUGUAUAUAGGAUUCUGUUGCACAUGGGCUAUUUAGGUCGUGAGUGCAUGGAUUUCAAGCUUGCAAGAUCUACUUUGUUUUUGUUUGCUAGUUUUGUUAGAGAGGCAUACCUGCUGGAGCAGGUUCACAGUGGGAGAAUAGUAGUUUGGGAAAGAAACCAGAUACAAAAUGGUGGCUCAUGGGGUGGAGCCAGUUACCUAUAACAGCACAUGAACCAGAUAUGGGGAUAAACUGAAUACUGUAUGAAAAUUCCAAUCUCACAACUUGAGCCUUUUUUCUCUUGUUGUUCAUAAACGAUUGGACAUCAGCAACACUUUCUGAUCUACUGCAAUUCAUCCAGCAUUCUGCCUGCAGCUGCCAAUGUACCUUGUGCCCAAACCUGGCUUAAGGGUUUUGCCAGUCAAACGCAUUCACCCUAGUCACUUGCUCUCUGCACCUAGAACAACUGUGUGGAGAAGGAGGGAGCAAGACCAUGCCACAUUGGGUCUGGCCCUGAUUCUGCAGGUGUUUCUGUACCUCUGGACAACUCUAUAUCUGCUUAGCUGACCACUGUUUUCCUCAAGAAUAUGAUUGGAAGUACAGCCCCAUGGUGAAAGAAUGACCUCUGUCCAAAUUCAUUGUUGUUUGCACUCAGCUGUGCAUUUUUAUUAUCGUGCCCAUCUUUUAAAUAUGUAAUUUCCUAUUAAGAUAAGGAGUAAGAGGCUAAACAAAGAGAGGUUAUUUGGGAUAAUUACUUAUCCACCAGUAGCAACUAACCCUUUGUUAUAGUGUGAGGUUUUUUUACAAACACACACACACACACACACACACACACACACACAUGUUAAAGUUUCCAUUGAUCAAGGCCAUUGCAAGAGUGUAGAAAAUAUUCUAUGUAAAUUAGCCAUAUUAGUUCUCUGCUUAUGAUAUCCUUAGCUUCUGAUUGUUGAGAGUCAAAUGAGCAAUCUAACUUCUUAUGACAUGUGCAUGUGCAAACACACACACACACACACACACACACACAUGAGAAAGAGAGAGAGAGAGAGAGGGAGAGGGAGCUUCCCAGGAAGCCAUUGCACUGACUGCCGCAUACCUGAUUCUGAGAUGCAAUGGUGGGCAAAGGAUUUCUUAACCCUUCUCCAGCGGCUGCACACAUUCCAGUGCUUCUUGCUGGAAGGUAAGCCCACCACUAACCUUUCCUCCUGCAGAUGUUCUAUACAAAUACUAACAAGAUCCCCUUGCAGAAACGCAGCCCACAUAUUAAUUUUGGUUACUAUUCUUAUCUUAGUUUCUGCAUGGCAGGGAAUUCUCAGUGGGUCACUCCCCACAAGUUAUAAAACUGCCUCCCAUAUGAGUUUUGGUUGUUCUCAUUUAGGUACCAGGUGAAAAGUUUUUUUCUGUUUACUUAGGUCUUUGGAAUGUAACCCACCAUUUUGCUAAUGCUGCUGUUUUGUAUACGGGCACUUCUGGACGACCUGUUUGUUGAGCAUUUAUCCUGACUUGUUUGCAGGGAGAUUAGAUGAAGUUGACUGUUUAAUGAGUGUUAAUUCCGAUUUGCUUUGCAUGGAGGUUAGAUGACGAUGAGUCAAAGCAAGUGUCAUCCCACAUGUUCCCCUGUCUUUUCCUUUCACUUCCCCUAUUGCAAGAAGUCUGGUCCUUGGGGGAAAUGGGUUUCUUGGGCAAGACCUCUUAAUCAACUAGAAUUGGGUGAGCCAAGUUUGCCAUUAAGAGAUUAAAGAUUGUGAUAGUCUUUAAUGUUGUAGUCAAUGUUUUGUUUUUUAAAAAUAUUGCUGUGUUAUAUACAGUUGCAAAGCUGCAUGCUCUAACACCGGGGGCGGAAAGCAGGUGGGGGUGUGGCUGGCGUGCAUCCUGGGGGUAUGGCACAUCGCCCACAGAGGGGGUGUGUGUGCAUCCCAGGGGUGUGACAUGCUGCCUGCGGGGAUGUGGCGUGGCUUGUGUCCUGGGGCGUGGCGCCCAGUGCGAUGGGGGGGUGCAGUGCAUGUCCGGGGUAGCAGCUGCAAUGGUACCCCCUCCCCUAUGGUGCCGGGGGCGGUGCGCUCCCCCCACCCUCUAUUCCUCCACCAGUGGUUAUAUAGCUUGCUGCUCUGUGCUCUCAUUGGGAGGAAGGAUGGGGCUGAAGCACAAGGAGAGAAUGAAUGAAUGAAUGAUUGCAGGCAGCUGGGAGGACUUGGGUCUUUGGCAACUGGCGGAUAUAUAAGCAUAUCUGGUUCAACAACAGUGAUGGAACAGAUUUCACUUUGCCUGUGACAAGUAGGCAGAAGUGCAAAACUCUGAGAGGCCCUCUUUUUCUUUACUUCUUCAAACUCAAUUGUUUCAGCUGCAGACCUUUUGUCAGCUUAGCUUCCCAUAUGCGUGUAAUGUGAGAGGCUGUUGCUAGAGAGAGGGGGAAGAGAGAAGGGCUGUGCUGAAUGAAGGUCCUCGUGUCAGCAGAAACUGCAACGCUGGAUAACACAUGUUGGAAUUUCAUUUCUGCAGAGACCACAGCUUCCUUCAGCGUUGAACAAUAGGGGUGCAGUAGAGGCUUAGCGAUCGAUCCCAUCCCUGUAUGCAUGUGGCCUGGACCACGACUACUUUGCACGCGGCAUGAGGAAAGGGCCAUAGCUUAGUGCAUGGGUAGGCAAACUAAGGCCCGGGGGCCAGAUCCGGCCCAAUCACCUUCUAAAUCUGGCCCGCAGAUGGUCAGGGAGUCAGCGUGUUUUUACAUGAGUAGAAUGUGUCCUUUUAUUUAAAAUGCAUCUCUGGGUUAUUUGUGGGGCAUAGGAAUUUGUUUAUUUUUUUCCAAAAUAUAGUCCAGCCCCCCACAAGCUCUGAUGGACAGUGGACCGGCCCCUUGCUGAAAAAGUUUGCUGACCCCCGGCUUAGUGGCAGAGCACAUCCGUUGCAUGUGCAAGAUACCAGAUUCAGUCAUUCUCCUGCCCACCCCACAAAUUACCUUCCAUGUCUGUAGAAGGGGUUAUGAAUAAGAAAUGCAGGUAGGGAUCCAAAACUUUUUAAAAAAUUAAAAAUCCCAUCUUCCUUUUUUUAUCAUUAGUUUUUGCUUGAUUCUGAGUUUUCGGUUCUGGCAGAUUAGAACGGCUUGAUGCUGGUGCUUCCUGUCCAGUCUACUGCACCUCCCUUUCCCACCUCCAAGUUCCAAACAUGCCCAUACAUAUCCUGCAAUCCAAAGGACUUCUCUCUUCCAUUUUUUGCUUCCAGUGUUUCCUUAGGUACAACUUGAGCAACGGUUUCUUUAGAUGUCCUGCUCUCCCAGCAGUAACAGAGCUUUUCUCCCUUUAUGCAUCUCAGCUGGCUGCUUCGUUGGUUCUUCUCUUGGCUUCUGUAAGAGAGUGAGUAGCUGAGGGGAAACGUUCUGCAAAAGCCUCUGCUCACGUUGGGGAGGAGAGGGUUACAGAUUUCUUAGUGUCUUGGCUUAACUGGGGUGAAGCUGGUCAGUGGACAGAGCUAAAAGUGCUGGCCUUCCAACUUUUUGCUCAGUCCCAAAUAUGGCCCCUUGUAUUUUAUUACAUUUUUUAUUUUUAUUUUUAAAUUGUUGCUGAUCAGCAGCCUUUAUUGGAAAUGACUUUCUAUUUGGAGCUGUUAUAGCUGGAGGAUUGCUUGGCAUGGACGUCCUAGCUGUCUGUCGGCCUUUCUAUUUUAGCAUUGCAAAUAUUGAAGCAAGCAAGCGGGUUUGUUUUUCCGUGUGCAUUUCUCUCUCCACAUGUUCCGUUUGCAGUGGCAGCUAGAACUGUGCUGUCUUGUUGCAGUGUUUGGGGUGGGUUUGAAGCUUCUCUAAACCUCACAUCCUUCCCUCUUGCAAGACUUCUUUGCACCUCGCAAAGCCUGGAAAGCUGCUCAGCCAGCAGGACUUCGGAAAACACUUGGAGAGGUCCAUGAAUUAGCUUUGCACAUUCACUAGACCCUUGUUUUGACUCUCUGGCCCAUGCUAUUUGACUCUGAAAAAAGGAGCAGUUGUAAGGAAUCUACAUUUCACCGUGAUUGCACUUAUACUCAGGGACCCCCUGACAGGAGCCAGUUUUAGGCACCUGCUAAGAACUCUCUCUCUCUCUCUCUCUCUCUCUCUCUCUCUCUCUCUGUGUGUGUGUGUGUGUGUGUGUUUAGGCAAGCCCUCAAAGACAUGUAAAGCUGUAGUUUCAUUUUAUAAUGUGUAUUUUAAAUUGCUGGUUUUACUUAUAUUUUGAUUUUUUUUAAAAAAAAUUAAACUUGUUUCGACUUCUGCUAAUAAUUUGAACGUAUAUUUUAAAUUUUAGGUAUACAGAUUAAGGGUUUUUAAUAACAAAGUAAAAGAAUAAGAUGCUCCUUAAUUCCUGCAACAGCUGACCUACCCUAGCUAGAUAAACAGGGCUGGCCCUUAGAAUGGCCACUGGCUGACUACAAGAUGGUGUGAGGUUGUAGCAUCUCUUCCCUCCCCUCCCUCCAAGAUGCCACUGGAUUCUUCUGUUUUGAGAUUGCAGGGAUCAGGUGAUAAGCAUCCUCUUGCAGUUGAUUGUUCUAAGUCAGGGUAGCUAAUGUGCCACCCUGCAGAUGUUGUUGGCUUUCAACUCCCAUCAUCCUUGACCAUUAACCUUUCUGGUAAGGGCUGAUGGGAGCUGUAGUUCAAUGGCACCUGGAGGGUGUCACAGUGGCCACCCCUGCUCUAAGGCAAAGAUGGAGACCCUGUGGCUCUCCAGGUGUUGUUGGGCAACUUCAAGGCCCCUCCUGCUCUCUCUUCUUAGGGUUAUUUAACUCAGUUUGGACUGAACAGCCAUUCAAGAUAGAGCAUAUCUCCAAACAAAGGACUCUCCUCUGCAUAGUAGGGCACAUGGCCACCCUGUCUGCAUCCUGAAGCUCAAGGAGAAUAUUCUACAUUUCCCCAGCUGAGUACCCCCCUCCUGUUAUUUUCCUUUAUUUAAUUUUUAAUUAUUGGUAUUAUUCACAGAAACCUACAAAGAGCAUAAAUAAAAUUCCGUUCUAGAGACUAGCAAGCACAGCAAACAGCAAUGCAGUUUGUUAGCAAUCCCUCUCAUACUCCUUCUCCAAACAAUUCCAAUUCCCGGGAUUCCCUGUGCGGAAGAAGGAACCAUGACACUACUUAGUCAUUUUAACAAGCAGUCUCAUCUCCGCUUCAAAUGCAGCGAAGUCUUUGUGAUUCACUCAACCCAAAGGGAAUGAAGAUACGCUGGGAAGAUGUGGAAAAGAUAGGCCUCUAUCUUCAUUCUCCCAUCAUCUGGUUGCUGUACCGUGGGCUGGAAUUUAUCAGUUCCAGAUGUGGAACUGGCAGCCUCUCUAGAAACAAGCCAACCAGGCUUGCUCAGCCCUCUGAGGAACGCCAGGCUGUGAGCAAUACAUUAUCAGGGGAAAUGUGUUUCUCCCACUUGUGCGUGUGACCUUGGGAGUUCCUUGAAUUAAUUUGGUGAUGUAUGAAAGCAGUAACAUGAAUGAAUUGUGCAGUUGUUAGAGGAGAGGCAGGUGGGUCACAUUUUACUCUGGAGGACUCAAAGGAUUGAAUGCCUGAACACAACCUGCAUUUGAGGCUGGGAUAAGAGAGUAAAAGAACAUGGAACAGAAUUUGAAUUAUUGUGGAAAGCUCUCAGAUCCAAGAUAGUCCAAGACUAGAUCCUCUGGACAGAGGCCAGCUUUUUGUGCUGAGUCUGUGGAAAAACAGCUUGCUGUACAAUUGCAUGUGGGUCUCUGGCAUUGCCUUUGUGGAAAACCUUCUUCUCUGUUGUAUCCAGACCAAAGUUUGUUGCUUUCUCUCCAUACCUCCACCUUGCCUCCACUGGCAGCCUUGGUAUUUUUGGCACCAACACAUCCAAAAGCCAUGUCACAAAGGAAGCAUACUUACUUAAGCAUUUGUGGGUUGAGCAUGCUGUGCCGCUCUCUUCCAUAUGCUGCUGAUUCCAUCCAUGGCCAAGCAGCUCUUCGGGGAUUUAAUGCAGAAGGCCAGUUUUUGGAGAUCACCCUGUAGCUUGGUAAGCAGGAGGGACUCUUUCAAUAUCACAGAUGUUGAUACAACCAUUAAAAAACCCCCAGAGAUGCAAAAUAGCUUCUUAUUGUGGGCUGGUUCAAUGCACCAAGUCCUCUGUCAAGUGCUGGAUGAGGAAAGCAAAACAUAAACAAUAAUGAAGUCCUUCUGCAUCCACACCUGGUGAUAGGGCACCUUGCUGCUCUGGGGACAAAGAUGGACUUUGUCUUGAUUUGGUUGAGUGGAUUCCAGGUGGUCUGCUCUUGCAUCUUCUGUUCUGGAAUUCUGGCAGGCUUUUGUGACAGGUCUCUGGAUUUUUCAGUUCAAGAUUUAUAGCAGGUUUAAACCUUCAACUCUGAUAUAUCUCCCCUUACUUUCAGGCCAUUUGGCUAGAACGAUAUGUUUGUAUCCCAUAAUGAGAAACAGUGAAAGUGGUUUGCAGGCGCACUGGCAAAAGUGCUGACUUGGCUCUGUACACGUCUUUGGGACUUCCUUUUGGAGGCCAGGUGUGCAUGCAUCCAGGUAACUAGUACUGAUGGCUUGGAAACUGGAGUCUCCUUUAACCAACAGCAACAUGUGCUUCGUUCUCAGUGAGGUAGUAAACCUGUUUUCAGGCUGAAUCACUUCAUACUGCAGGUGGGGACUUGUACGCAUUUGAGUGCUCUCCAUAAAGUAAUAAUAAUAAUAUCCUGCAUGUACUAUUAUUCAGUGAUCUAUGAUUAGACUUAAGGCUAUCUCAUGUUGGUUCAAGCUCUACAGAGCCAGGAAAUGGGAAGCUAAGGUCAAUGCUUUAACAGACAUGAUCAAUGAUGUUGUGCAAUGUCAUAGGUUGUGCUUGCUUACAACUUGGCUCUCCAUAAGCCAACACUUUCCCUUUGUCUUUUAAGUCCAAAUCCAGGCGUGGAGGGAGAAAAAACCUCGCGAUGUCUUGUAUUGCCUUAUGAAAUGUUUGAGUGUUGCUUGAGGGAUCCUCCCGCGAGUUUGACCCAUGCGGCUUCGUUGCUUAUGUUAGUAGCCAUCAGAAUGGGUUAAAGAGUGGGAGAUAGAGGACUCCCUGAAUGCAGCAGGGGCAAGACUCUGGCUCAAACAGAAGUUGAAUCAGCUAGUUAGACAAAAUGGAUGGGAAAACACCAUAAUUUGAGGGGCAACCCUUCAUAUUCCCGAUCUUGGCACUUUUGCCAUCACUACUUCUGACUGACCUCAAUGCCCAUGAAGUCUAGAACCUUUUCUUUUGAAUGUGGGGAUGCAUUCCAUAGUUUACUAUCUAACUCAGCCUUAGCUGCACUUAAGCUCAUUAAGGGAGCCUGAUUCUGUUGGGUCGUCACCAGUAUAUAUGGAGCCAGCCAAAGCAAGCCUUUAUUCAAAGCCAGCAGAAUUGGUGAAAAGGCAUUUCACAGCUGCAGUUCUCCUCCUUCUCCUCCCUUUCCCCCCUCUAUAUUAAAAUAGGGAAAGCUCCCCUACUGAGAUGUCUACCUCCACUGAAUUUCCAAGCCAUUAGAAAAUACAUUCUGGCAGCUGGGUUUCCUCAGGUCACAGACACUUUUUGUAGUGAAUAAGACCAGCUGAUUUUAAUGUCAUUGUUCCUUAACCCAAUUGAAUUGGAUUAAGGUAAGGAAACUGUCUGGCUUAAUUAGGAUUUACCAGAGGUCAAGUUCAGCGCAAGUGAUCAAAGCCCAACUAAUCCUGAUAUAUACACAUUUUUUUCACUCUUCACAGUGACAAUCAUCGCCAGUCAUUUUAUGCUUCCAGCCCUUAAUUCCAUCUUUCAGGUAUCCUUUUCCAGCAAAACCACACUAGAGGAGUGCAAAUGGAAGCCAAGUUUUCCUUAGUAUUGAUAAUAGGAUGUUCCAGAAUCCAUAUUUGGACAAUGUCAGUAUUAGGCCAACCAAGGGUCUUUGCAUGUUGCUGGUGCCAUUUAAGGGUCAAAUCAUAGAGCUAGAUGGAAGAGGGUCUUGUAGACUAUCUAGUCCAACACCCAACUUCAAACAGAAUAUCCCCAGAGCUAGAGCAGUCCCAGCAGGUGGCUGCCUAACCUCUACUGAACUACUACCCCAAUCAGCACUGACCAUUAGCCAAGAUUGUGUGGGGCUGAUGGGAGUUGGAGUCCAAUGGCAUCUGGACGGCCACAGGUUCCCCAGCUGUGCUCUACUAGUAGGUCUCUGGUAAGGAUUAGCCCAUCAACCACCAGCCAGCAAUAGCUCAAUUAAGCUUUUGGUUUUGCAUUCUGCCUAGAACUGCAAAAUAAAAUAGGUCCAGUCCAGAGCAGGUCACAAUAUAUGGCAUAUGUUGGCCUGCCAUGGUUGGAACAGGAUGCAAAACAGUGACAACAGUAUUCAGUGGAAAAGCCAGGCUUCCCACCCCCAAACAAAUUCUCUUAACUGAAAAGAGACUGUCUGAUCUGAGGCAUGCAAACCAAUCACAGUGAACUCUUAUUUUUGCCCUUUUCCUGUGUGUUUGUUUUCCUGAACUCUGAAAUAGUUCUGAAAUUAGAUAUUGCAAAUGUUCAAAACUUCAAAGAAUCUCUCGGGUGUGCUGUGAUCAAGUUGGUGUAUAAAUGAAUAGCUGUGAACACUGCAUAAUUUCUGGGCAGAAAGCUCACCCAUUUUGUGUGCUUGCACACCAAAACUUUUAAAAUACAGGAUGGAUUUAUCAUUUAAUUACUGCAAAGCUUUUUGUGAUAUGGUUUACAUUUUCAAGUCCGGGCUCAAAUUUUCUGUUUUCCAUGGUUACUCCAGCUUCUUUCUAUAAAAGAUAAGAUGAUGUGUUCUGUCAGACCAGCCUUCCUGAGACAAGCGAUGGCAGUUCACCUGCUCAGGGUCCCACUCAGUCUCUGAGGGGUCUUUUAUUCUCCCAGCCAACAUUAAGCACCCCAUAUUCGUGAUCAGUUUUGAUACAGCUGGGAGAACAUUUAAGUGACUCCCACUUAGGAGUGUGGCAUAAUUGUGUGGAUCCCACGAACAGGACUCCUAAAAGGGGCAAGGUGGCGAUUUCAUGGGAAAGAGAUGCACACGCCAGGUUUUGCUCACCUAGCUGGGCAUUGAACUCUUUUCUCAGUUGCACAGAAACCACUCAUGGAUAAUCAGCUGCCUGAAGUUGAGGGAAUAUCAGAAGAUCAUAGUAGAAGGGCUGGAGCAAAGAGAAGUGACACCACCACCAUCGUCGUCGUCGUCAAUAAAUAAAUGCAUGCUGUAACAAAUCUAAAUGCCAUCAGUGAAUCCAGAUGUACAGCAGGUUACUUUUAUUCAUUGGGUUUUCUAAGGUAAGGAGAAAUCCGAAUAAUUUUUUUUUAAAAAAGUAUGGGCUAUCAGGUUGAUGACAACAUUGUGUGGAUGCUGCAAAAAGAAGAAGAAGAAGAAGAAGAAGAAGAAGAAGAAGUGUGUGUAUAAGCAGCUCAAAUUGCACAAUAAAUGUCGGUCUGCGAACAGCCUGAAUUUCUAACACAAAUCCCCAAACAAAUGCAUUUAUGAUUCUCAAAAUGUGGAGGAUUUCCUUACUGGCAUCUGGACACUGGGAAAAAAAGAAAAAGCUGGAUGUUUUCUUGCUGUUUCAGCUGUAGUCAAGCUCAGGUGCAAAGUUGCUAAUGGCUACAGGGUCUCACACUUUGCCCCCCCCCCAAAAAAAAAUUCGAUUUGAACCUUUGCACAGGUGCAGAUACCACAAAGAGCAAAAAGUGGGCAGUGUUGAGUCUUUUGCCAGGCACAAGCUAAGCUGGCACUCCAGGUAUUUAGAAUUUUUUUCUGCAAAAUUUUCAUUUACCUUUUGUUUAGCAGGAAACAGACUCUCUAUUUGAGGAAAAGGUGAAAUGGCAUAUGCAUUGAUUACUGUCAGAAGUAUAAAAGAAAAGCACAUUGCACAUAAUGGGAGUUUUAUCUGAUGACAUGUGCUAUUGCAUCUUGCAGAAGUAUAAAAGAAAAGUUCAUUGCACAUAAUGGGAGUUUUAUCUGAUGACAUGUGCUAUUGCAUCUUGCCCAAAGCAAACAAAUUUGGAAAUGGCAGACUUGAAGUUUUUAUUUCCUUCUAAAUGUUACUUUUAACACAUCUGGAAUUGGUUUAAUUGCUUUUCUUCAAUCACAAAUAUUUGCAUAUAGCUGUAUGUUAUUUUAAAAUAGAAUAAAAUGUGAGUUUCCAGAAAGUGGCCAAGACUGAAAUUCAGAGGCAAGGAAAUUAAAAGCUAAGGACAGUUAUUUGAUGCUCUAAUGAGCUUCAUCCAGACUGUUUCCUGUCCCUGAGAGCAGUGGAAAAGAAGAGUUUUCAACUUAGCAGUCACAUUAAAAAAAAAAAAAAAAUUGGAACCCAGCUCUUUGAGAUGACUUAGCUGUGGUUGUUGGCAUUUAUUUUUCUUCUGUCUCGAUGCCUGUUAAAUUUGUUAACAGUGAAUGCGUCUCCUGGUAGGAGCACAUCAUAUAGCUGACUACAGUCUCCAAAAAUUAUGCUGCCAGGAAUAACUAACAGUACGUCAGAAUUGGCCCUGGGACAGAAAACGUUUUUUGCUUUAUGAAAGGAGUUCUCUGGAGGGAUCCAUAUGAAAAAAAAAAAAAUGAAAUAGGAGUGCAGAAUUCAUUUUCAGGAACCCAGUCUCCUGCUUCUGGAUCUUUCAUACAAAAACCAUAUGGAUUUUGAAUUCUGACAGUGUUCUCCACCCCCGCUUUAAAUGGCUUUUUCUUAAAUACAUAUAUUAUUUGGAGUAGGGAGGGUGCCUAUAUUGACCAUAGGCAUUGCUCCACAGAGUAAAAGAAAAGAGAGAGAGAUGUAUGAUUAUUGUGCCCUACAUCUCCAUGAGACGCGGGUGGCGCUGUGGGUAAAACCUCAGUGCCUAGGACUUGCUGAUCAUAUGGUCGGCGGUUCGAAUCCCCGCAGUGGGGUGAGCUCCCGUCGUUCGGUCCCAGCUCCUGCCCACCUAGCAGUUCGAAAGCACCCCUAAGUGCAAGUAGAUAAAUAGGUACCGCUUUACAGCGGGAAGGUAAACGGCGUUUCCGUGUGCGGCACUGGUGCUGGCUCGCCAGUUUCAGCUUCGUCACGCUGGCCACGUGACCCGGAAGUGUCUUCGGAUGGCGCCGGCUCCCGGCCUCUUGAGCGAGAUGAGCGCGCAACCCUAGAGUCAGUCACGACUGGCCCGUACGGGCAGGGGUACCUUUUUACAUCUCCAUAGUUCACAAGAAGUUAGUUUCACAAAACUAUGGAAUUUACUUCCACCAGAGGUAGUAGUGAUGGCCACCAAUUUGGGUGGUUUAAAAGCGAAUUUAGAAGGGGAAAAAAGGAAGAUAAGGCUAUUUAUCAAUGGUUACUAGCCACAAUGGCUUUGUUCCACCUCCAUCAGAGGCUGCACUACAUUGGCACCCACUGUGGUUAUAAUAAUUUCCUUUAGGUGCUACUUCCCCACCCCUCUUUCUGCUCUCUUUCAACUGGACUUGCUGCUUUCUUUUUGCCCCCCCCCCAAAAAAAGAGAAAUAAUUUUAAAUGAAUUGAGGGAAGAGAGUUCUAACUUUUUACUGCUGUUUGCUGGAUGGCUGCAUAUGAACCAGUGACUCAUCAAACCUUUCCAAGUAUGUGUGUGUGUUGGCCAGAAACUUGCUUUCCUUAUCGGCAGGGGAUGAGGUGGGUGAGCAAGCAGCUCUCAUUACUUUCUAGCAGUCCACAUGCUCUCUCAUGGAGGAGCCGCAGCCUGUUUUAUUUUGGGGUGUGGGGUGAAGAGAGGGAAAGGAAGGACCCAUGCAAACUCUGCCUUUAAUGGAGUGUGUAUGGAACUGUUUCCCUCUGACAACAGUAAGUUGGAAAUGUCUGUACAGGGAAAGGGGAAUUUGCUAUUCCAUGCAAACUAUAUAGCCCAUUGCCCCAUGUGCCAUGGUCACCUCCAGACUGUGCCACCAUUUUCCAAGAGAGAUUCAGUGGCGUACUGGCAGUCAGUUAGAGUAUGUUAAAGUGUUCUGUCAAUACAAAUCUGCUUUGAGAAAAACGAAAACUUCUGAACUUCUUUUGUGGUAAGGAAAGUGACGAGGGGAUGUGCUAAAAAAUGUGGGACGGCAGUCAGUUGAUGUGAAAUCUUAUAACCUCUGUGCAAUCAAAUUGGGACAAAUGCUUGAUAAAGAGCAAGCACAGUAUAGUCUCCACACAAGCUUUGGGCUAGCAAAUCAGGAUUGAAUGCUCAGCGGAUGGGAUGUCUGGAGGAACUCCCAGUUGCCCCCAAAUGCAGUUUUGCUGUUUCUUCAGUUGAGGGAGUGCAUGUGUGAAAGAGGGAGGAGGGAGAGAAAAAAAAACUGUUUACAUGGAUUUUGAGAAAGACCUUAUAUACACUAAAUUUUAUUGCAGUUCAAAAUUCCAUGUUGUUUGUUCAGAACACUUCCACAGCCCCUUUAUCAGUCUGUCUACGCUUUCAGUAGUGAAUCCUGAAUUGGAAGUGAAUUUUGUAUUUACACAACAGAGGGUUUAUCACAUGCCAACAAAAACAACGAAACAAAAAAUCCUCUGUCUACAGGCACAAAGGAAUAUUUCAUUAUAUUUUGUUAUCUUUUGUCUUCAUACAGUUCAUUGUGUGUGUGUGUAGAGGGAGGGAUUGUGCUCUGUUUUGUCUUCCAAAAAACAGGCAGUUCUGUCUUCCUGCUGUACAGUGGUACCUCAGUUUAAGUACUUAAUUCGUUCCGGAGGUCCGUUCUUAACCAGAAACUGUUCUUAAACUGAAGCACCAGUUUAGCUAAUGGUGCCUCCUGCCGCCGCACCGUCGGAGCACGAUUUCUGUUCUCAUCCUGAAGCAAAGUUCUUAACCUGAGGUAUUAUUUCUGGGUUAGCGGAGUCUGUAACCUGAAGCGUCUGUAACCCAAGGUGCCACUGUACUGAGUCUGUAGAGUUGGCACAAACCAAUAUGGACGGCUUGUGCCAUGGACAGCCAAACUACAGAACUGUUUGGAACCUAGUAUCCAGUGGGCUUGAGAUUAAUCUUUACAGUGGACAAAGGCAUGAUUGGGGGAGGCUGAUCGAAUUAGGUGUAGGUGGCACUGCUUUGCAGUGGUCUGGUCUGACAUGGAUUGUUAUUUACAGAGGGACCUCCUUCAUGUGCCUCCUCUAUGAGAAGUCUUUAGGGUGUCCUUUUCUGACGUGGCUCCCUGCUUGUGGAAUGCCCUCUCCAGGGAAGCUUGCCUGGCGCCUUCAUUGCAUAUUUUUAGGCGCCAGGUGAAUACAUUCCUCUUUUCCUAGGCUUUUGGCUAAUAAAACAAUCAAUGGCCUCUUAAACUGUAGGGGGUAUUGUUUUUGUUUGUUGCUAUAGCAUGUGUUUUUAUGUUGUAAAUCACCCUGUGAUCCUUUGAUGAAGGGUGGUAUAGAAAUUAGAUUUGUUUUAAAAUAAUGGUAGAUAGGAAGUUAUCUUAACACCAAGUUGGACCAUUGGUCUGUUUAGCUCAAUACAGUCUCUACACAGACUGGCAGCAGCUCUGCAGAAUCUCUUUCCCGGAACUCUACUGCAAACCCUUUGCACCAUUUCAUCCCUCAUUUCACAUCUGGCACUGCCCUCGCUGAGAGCUGGAACCACCUAGAGUGUGCUGAAAGCUGAAAAAUGUAAAUGCGAGGCUGAAAGGGAAGGGUGUGGAAUGGCAUUACCCAUAAAGGAUUCCAUUCGCCUACCUUUUUUAUAGAGGGCUCAGCCGGAGCUGGGGAAUUUUGCCCCUCUUCAAGCUAGCACCACACACAAAAGGAUCCCGAGAGGUUUAUUAUGCAGCUGAUGCAAGACAGGCAUUAGUUACAGGUACCCCAAAUAAGCAAGAGAAAGUGAUGCCCCCCGAACAGCAACCAAUUUGCAAGGGGGACAAUUCGUCACGAUUCUGGGUUUUUUGUUUUACAAAAAGGCAUUUGUCUCAAAAGUGGGAGAAGAGUGUCGAUGUGAUUUCCAAGCCAGGCCUGGCAGGAGUUUUGUCUGAAGCUGUGCUGGAGCUCACCUUGUCGUUUUUGCAUGAAAAGGCAGUUGUGCGAAGGUGGGAAGAUCUUGGAAGAUUUCAGGUCAAGAAGCUCUUCUGGUGGAAGAAGACUCGAGAACAGUUUGAAUGCUGGGAGUUUACUGGCACAGCCUAGUUUACAGUUGGCAGAUGAAACCAGGAUCUGAUAUAGUGGCAUCUUUCACUUCAGAAACCCUGGUUGGCAUUUGAGUCUCUUCCCUCAGCUGCUUUGCGCUUCUUAAUAUGGGGUAAUAGUCAAUUAAGUUUUACACAGAGUAGACCUAUUGAAGUUAAAAGCUAGGUUUUUCAAUUUCAGUGAGUCUGUUCUGAGUAAAAUUUAGCUGAAUCCCCCCUGUGAUUUCUCAUCGCUUGCACAUUCAGGGGGUAUUGCUUGAUUACUGAGGGCUGGAUGACUGACAGCUGAAUGUGUAAAUGGGCUCUGUGGUGAAUUAAUUCUGCCUGUUUGUUUUAUUAUUAGUAAUCUGCAUCUUCAGGGGAGAAACACUCCCAUUAAAGCCCACUCAGAUAAAUUAAAAUAAUAAAGGAAUAAAUUCAUCGUAUGACAACACUGGUAAAAAGAGCAGUGGAACGAGACACCACAUCGUUACAAUAUUCUAAUUAAAACCGCUUAGCUGGGUCUAAAGAUCUGCUGGAAAGAUGAAAGGGUAGAUGCCCUGUGGGGGUCCGUUGGAAGUGCACUCCAUAAAUGGGCCACCCUCUCCACAGUUGCUACUCACCUGCCACCAGAACCUGAAGACACUCGAGGAAAGGUCUCUUGCCUGGCGGAGGUUACCAGCACAUGGAUAACUAUGGCCAAGCUACACCCUUGGGCUGGCGCACCAACCUCAAAUGGUGGAGGCUGCUCUGUAACCUGGAGGCCUGACACCUCCUGUAACAACACUGGGUCCGUCAGCAUCCUCACCAAACAAAAUGUGACGCUGGUUCUUGUGGUGUAAUGCAACCCCUCCUCCACUCUCACCAGCGGCACCUCCAUCUUGUCAGGAUACAGCCUCAGUUUAUCAACCUUCCUCAAGUCCAUCAUGGAUGCCAGACACUAACUCGACACUUUUCCUCCCAUGAAGUACAGUGGUACCUCGGGUUAAGUACUUAAUUCAUUCCGGAGGUCUGUUCUUAACCUGAAACUGUUCUUAACCUGAAGCACCACUUUAGCUAAUGGGGCCUCCUGCUGCCGCUGCGCUGCCGGAGCACGAUUUCUGUUCUCAUCCUGAAGCAAAGUUCUUAACCCGAGGUACUAUUUCUGGGUUAGCAGAGUCUGUAACCUGAAGUGUAUGUAACCCGAGGUAUCACUGUAUAACCAGAGGUUCUGAGGUGCCACUGGAGGCCAUUCGUGAGAGAGGGCUUUCUCUGUGGUGGCACCUUGUUUGUCCCUGGAACUCCCUACUCCAAGAGGUUAGGCUGCAGGGGUAUCUUCCUCUUCAGUGGUUGAAGACAUUUCUUUUUUUAAAAGCUUUUGAUUUGCUUGUUACUUAAUUUGACUUCUUGGUCAAUUGGUGUGUGUGUGUUGGUGUUUUGGCUCCUUGUUUUCUUGUUCUGUGAUGCUGCUUUUUAGUCUGGUGCUUGUUUGUUCUCUUCCUUCCUCCCCGAAUGAUGGAUUCCUGGUGUUUUUAUAUUUUAUUAGUUGCUCCUUUUUGGAGGAGAAGACCUGGAUAUAAAUGUUUAAUAUAAAUAAUAAGAAGAAACCUUGUUGAUGGCAGCCCAGCUCUCUAGGUGACUUCAUCCAGCAGUUUCCAUGCAGAUAUGAAAUAGAAUGGGGACUAGAUAGGAUCCUGUGAUGAGGGGUUGAACACCAGUUCCCCAUAGCCAUCUUCUGGAAUUUGCCCUUAGAGUAGGUACAGAGUCAUGGCAACUCAGUGUGCCAUCAGUCCCAACUGCCUGUCCAGAAGGAUUUCAUGCUCAGUGAUGAUGAAUAGCAUUGAGUGGUCCUUCACUUAGCUUUUGAGGCACUUGCAGUGUCCAAAUCAGGCCUUAGCUCAGACUGAAAUUAACCCAGGUAUGAGAUGAUAUGGUAUAAUAUUGUGCUAGAUCUCUGGUGGCCCAUUCAGAAGACCAUAUUUUCACCUGACAUUCUAGAUAGUGGACAGCUUUAUUUGUGAAAUAUGCACCCAGAGCUUACUGAAUUGUUUCUGAGACAGGAAAACCGGCUGCAUAAUUUCAUUCAAUCUAUGCUGGGCUUAUUUGUGAAGGACCUGUUUGAAACAGCCACUCUGAGACAAGGAUUGGGCAGUAUUGUGUGGGUGAGCCUAGGGAGACAGGAAUGGAAGGGUGCUUAUAACUGAUAUUACAUCAUGGAAGUAUCUACCUUUUGUUUUAAAAAAGUAAUAAAAAAGGGAAGUUUGCAGCUGUUGGGAGCCCUAACAACUGAGGGGUAUUAGGGAAAGCAUGCAGGGAGAUGCAGAAAGAGAACCACAGUUGUUUCACUUCAUUAUUUCCUGGAGAUAUCUGGUUUCUCUGGUAAGUGAAACUUAACAGCAGCACAUCCCCCUGCAACACUUUUCUUGUCAGUCAGGAAAGCAGUCCUUUAACAUGCCUGUCCCUGUUCCGAACUGCAACACAGCCAGUCAGUGUUCUCCCCAUUUUUACUCCUGAGCCAAUAUGCAGACUGCCACAAUCUCCAUAGUUCACUCAGCUGAAACCUGGCUGCUCUGCCCAUUUUGGGCUCUUAUCUAGGGAUGCUGGAGAGCUGUGAGGGGAGCAUAAAUUGCCAGUGUUCACUUACUCAUUGUGUUUCAGUAACAGAAAUCAACCCAGCACAUAAACUUGGUGUUUGCUGCCACUGUUGUUUUCAGUCCACAAAACAACAUGUACUGGAUUACAUUGUGUGCUCUCCCCCCCCCCCGCCCCCCAAAAUUGCACGAUGUUUUCCUUGCUCUGAAAUGAACAUGGUGGAAUAAUGUAAGGACAAUAUAAUGACAUCAUUUACGAAAUUUUGCCACAUUGGACAGUGAGACAGAUAAUGUAGUUUUGGGUGGAAGAUGAACUGCAGUGGAAUGGAAACAGUGCUGCAUGAGGAAAAUACAAUAAAAUAUACUUCUUUCACAGCGAGGGAUUUUGCUGGAUCCCUGGCACUGAGAGAAACUGCCAGGGGGAAAUUGGGAACCUGUGGCCCUUCAUAGAAUUGUAGAGUUGGAAUGGAGAUCAAGGCCCAACUCUCUGUAAUGAAACAAUUUCAGCUAAAGCAUCCAUGACAGAUGGCCAUCCAGCUUCAGCUUAAAAACCUCCAUGGAAGGAGAGUUCAGCAACUUCUGAGGGAGUCCAUUCCACUGUCAAAUGGCUCUUUCCAUCAGAAAAUACUUCGUGAGAUUUAGUUGGAAUCUCCUUUUUUGUAACUUGAAGCCAUUGCUUCGUGUCCUACCCUUGAGCAGGAGAAAACAAGCUUACUCCAUCUUCCAUGUGACAGCCCUUUAGAUAUUGGAAGAUGGCUAUCCUAUCUCCUCUUCUCCUGGCUAAACAUACCUAACUCCCUCAACCAUUCCUCAUAAGUCUUGGUUUUCAGGCCCUUGAUCAUCCACAGGUUCUCCCUGCUUGUCAUAAGGCAAAUAAGAAGAGCUUGACAUUUCAUAUAGUUUAUACAUGUCUCCUUUUUGGUGCUAAUAUAAUGGUUUCCCAACAAUUUGAGCUAGGAAUACUGGAAAAUAGAGUCUUUGCCAUCCCAGCUACUUUGAAGAACCAGCUGAAGGGCUUGCCACAUUUCCAGCUAAUCACAUUUUCCACUUGCAUUACUAAAAUAAGAAUGCCAUUUGUGGCUUUUGAGCUUGUCCACGAUAAGUCUCCGGUGCAAUCUUCAGUUUCUCCCAGCUCCUGUUAAAAGUCUGUCCUCAUUUCACUUUCCUGUACAGCUCUAAAGAUCAUAUUCUGUUGCUUGACUGGGCUGUUUCCCGUUUAAGAUGCCACACUAGUUCGUUAAAAUUAACAUAUUUACUCACUUAGAAUCAUUGGCUCAUUCCUACCUUUAUGAACUUCCAAGAGAACUCUGGUUGCGGCAGUCACUUCACAGGUGGAGGGAGGGAGGGAGGGAGGGAGGGAGGGGGCAGAUGGAGGGUGGGGUGGAACCUUCUAGAACUUCUGGUAAAAGCCCUCCUUUGUAGUGGGUAGAUAGAUAAGGGUUUGAGGGAAGGUAAAGGGAAUUGAUUUGAAAGCGCUGAGUGCAUGGAAAACAUACUUAAGGAAACAUAUUUGAGGGGGAAGAAAGAAUAGAGGAGUGCAAGAGAGAAGUGAGUGAUUCUUCCUAGGGUUUCUUUUUCUUCUGAUGCUGAGGACAAACAGUGGAAUGACUGAUGGAGCUGCUCUACUUUGAAUGCCAAGCUCAGCUUCACAAACAUUGGCAUUCCUCAAGGCCAAACAUUAAAUCUUGACAGAAUGGCGAGAAAGCAUCAGGUUGACGUGGAGGGGCAGCCGUUUAGACAUUUUUAUUUUUAUUUUAUAUUUAUGCACGUAUUUAUUUGAGAAUUUAUUUCUCGCCCCUCAGUGUAAAUUCAGGUUUGGGGGCAGCUCACAGCAUAUAAACUUUCAGUUUCAUAACAAUGGGACUCUGUGUGUGAUAUAUAUAUAGAGAGAGAGAGAGAGAGAGAGAUACGCAGUACCGGAUUUAGGGCAAUGUGGACAAUUCCCCUGCACAGGGUACUGAGCCGUGGGGGCACGAUGAAGAAGCAGCAGCAGCAGCAGCAGCUGUACCAAAAGGAAUUAUUGUGGGAAUAAGAAAUUUUUAGGAGCGGGUGCCAAAUUUAGUCAUCGCUCAGGGCACCAUAUUAGCAAAGUCCGACCCUGAUAUAUAUAUGCAAAUUUAGAAAUGAUUUCUAUAAGUCAAGUAGAAAUACAACACAUCUCAUUAUGGUGGGGCAGUCACCAGGGAACCUGUGUGCUUGCUCCGUCUGCUGACCAGGUGCUGCUAACAGUUGACAGGCAGCUUCGGAGCUCCUGCUCUUACUUUUUAUGGUUCUUUAGCUUUAACCAGACUUGGACUGGACAGCCAAUCAAACACAGGACUGUCACAUGUAGUGUAGGUCACAUGACUGCCCUGAUCACAAACAUGUCACGGCCUAGAGAUUUCCCUGCCACAGUUCCUCAGCCAGCUAGGGGACAUUACUAGAUCUUGGGUCUUUCCUUUCUUUUACCCCCUCAUCGCCACUCCUACUUGCCCACUUUCGUUUCUUCCCAAACUUCCCUGGCAGCAAGAAGGUCUGAUUAGGCCCUAUAACACUUCAGGAGCAGUAUCCCAGGUUUCCGGUUCUGUGGGAAAUGGUUUCCUGGGGGCUUGAGCCACACAGUGCUGCUUCCAGGCCCAAUGAACAUCAGCUUGGGGUGUGUGUGAGAGCUGGCUUCAUGCCCAUUCAGCCAGAAACCUGAAAUCCCCAAAUCUCUUGGGGAUGUUUCAGAUGGUUUUGUUUUCUUUACCCUAGUUUUAAGACUCUUCUUUCCUUCUCAGUGACACUAGAAAAUGUCAUUCUGGCCUAUUACUCCACUGCCACCCUUUGCCAGCUCCCCUCAAGAAACCUCCUGAGGCAGCUGUGCCAGACACAGGACUUUGCCAGUCAACAGCCUCCUGUUACGUUGCACAGGCAACGUGUUAUGUCUGUAUGCGUGCUUGGUAGGUUGUCCAAGCCGCUCGGAACAGACUCCUGCCUGUUGUGUGCUGCUUUGUCAGACCACAAGCAUGCAGGUCUCACUUGGCAAAGGAAACCACCUUAGUCAGGAGACGGAGAUGCAUCUAGAGGAAGGGAACCCUAGUGCUUAGGAAUAAAGGUGCUAUUCAAGGGCAAUGUAGCUCAGGGCCUGGCUGGCACAGGAGUGGCUGGAUUACGUCCAUUCAGAAAAAGAUUUCUUGGAACAGCUUGGUUUGGGGAAGGGGGUCGAAGGGUGGAGAACAGAACUGACCCAGUCAUCAGUUUUACAGGGGUGCAUCAAUUGUAGAUUUGGGAGUAAAAAGCUUGUCACAUUGCAUUCCACAUCUGGGCAGUGUAGCACACAACCAAAGGCACGAAGAGCGUGUUGGCCAAAGUUGGUGGACAGACUUUGCCUGUACAGACCCAGCUGGUCUUUAUGAUCAUUGGAGGAGGCCCUCCAUGGUUAGUGGAUUGCCACCUAGGGACAAUACUGAAGUGGGCCUUUUCUGCAUCUAUGUGACAUCAGGCAUGGGGGCCGUAGCUUGUGUAAAAUCAGCCUUGUGGGCUAAAUUCUAAGCCUUGCUGGGUCUAUUUAGGCCCUUGGCUGAAGUUCCCCACUACUGCUUUUAGGAAAGGGAUAGGCAACUUGAGUCUGACAGUUUUACAGAAUUGUUUCAUGAAUUUUACAUGCACCCACCUUCAUUUUCUGUCUAACAGCACAAUCUAACCAUGUCUACUCAGAAGUAAGUCCUGUUGAAUUCAGUAGUAAACAACAUUAGGAUUGUAGCCUAAAUUGCUUCCUUCCACCAAACAAUAUUUAUUUUUGGAGAAGUUUAUCUUUAAAUGAGAAAACCAUGAAGUCAGUUUAUGGCAUAAUAUGUAGACUAAGGAAUGGUGACAGUGAGAAAGUGUCGUGAAGGCUGGCUCCUCCUUCCUUGCAUCUCCUGAGAGAGCCUUUAAGACAAAGAGAGAUGUUCAAGCUAAUACUCUUUUUUUUUUAAGCUUUGUCUUUCUACUUCAUUUCCCAUACUCUCUGGCGUGCAUCACAUAAGGCAUGUUGGUCUAGUAUAGCUCCUACAGAGGCAACAGUUGGGUGAGGGGGAGGGCAAGGAGAUGGGUCUGUUGACCAGAAUAUUGGUUUUCUGAGCUUCCUUUUAUUGUGAGAAAAAAGAUGAUGUUUGGGAGCACCAUAGUUCGGGGAAGCAACUCUUCAACCAAUGUGACAAGAAAAUGCCCCAUGUGGAAAAGAAGUCUAGACCUUAGGUCCUUCUCUGCUCUUUGUUAACAGUAUUACAUAUGGCCCUAUUACUGAGAGCAGGAUAAAAGUUGUAUGCAUGUUAGCAUUACAGAUGAAAAUACUCUUAAUUUUGGACUGCCCCGGAGAGCAGUGGGCGAUAUAUGUUUAUUAUGGCCUGGAAAAAGGACAACAACAACCAGUUUCAGUUUUGACAGAUGCCUCUUAGAUCUGCAGGAAUCCAGUAGAGAAAGGCAUGCUGCUCUUGUGCGUUUCCCAUUUUCCCCAUUUGUGGUCAUUUCCGAACAUUUAAAAUGUUAGCUUUAACCAAGGAGGAAAGGUAAACAGGAUCUAAAUGCAAUUACCCCCUUCAAAUCAAUACUCUUCCAUAAAGCAACAAGAAUUGACUUUUUUUUUUUAAAAAAAAGAAGAUCUUCUGGAUCACUUUUUAGAAUUUCUACUUCCAGGAAGGCCAGUGGCUGUAAUUGUUGCCCAAAGCUAUAAUUUCUGGCUUUAAGACAGCUCUUUCAUUUCCCCCUCUUUUUAUAUCUUGGGCAGAUGCAACAGGAAGUGAAGGGGGUGGCUGAAUUUAGUAACUGACGGGGCAGUAGCAUACUGUACAGCCUACAGAUGCAAGUACACUCCCCUUCUGUGUCUUUUCCAAGGACAUGAUCCAGUCGUGGCUAAGGACCUUUAAAUCUCACAAUUGAUUUCAAUGGGAGAGCAAACGUUCCUGCCGUCUUGUGUUGUGCCCUGGAUUCCCAGUGUGUCAUACAGCCCAGCCAGUGGUUUGCGUCCAAAGUUGUGAGCUUUGCAUUUUGGGAUCUGUUCUUAAUCAUUGCUGUACAGGGAAACCCUGUUGGCUGCAGCCUGCAUGAUGUCACCGUCGGCUGCCUUGAAAUCUGGAGCGCUGUCCCUUCGGUUCCCAGCCAGUUGGAUUCGUCAUUUGGUGCGUGUCUGAUCAGUACGCAGAUCCAACGCUAAGAGGGAACUACAGCAAAGACAUAACGUGUUUCUGAAUCCUCUUCUAGAGGAUAUAAUUCUAAAUGUCUCCCAGUCAAUUAAUGGUACCCUUCAGGAGCGCAGCCUCAUUCUGAUUAAUAGUAAGGUUGUAGGUAGUGAAUAUUUCUCUCAUUACAGAGACUGUGUUCAAAUAGGUCCACAGCAAUGGACCGUUCUUGGGAUUACUCAGCACUCAUGAUUAGAUGCUUAAAUGAGCAUUUCCCUCUUUGAGUGUUUGUGGCUGCGUUCCAGACAGUAGUUCUUUAUGGCAUGUUCACGUCCUUUUGCCAAACCACAGGUUCAGGCAUGUUAGAGCCACAUUGUUCAGUGCCCUUGGCCCUUUUCCCUUUGUCUCCUCCUACAUGCCUACUUUAGAAGGAAGAUGAAUGGCAGCAGUUUCCACCUCACAAAUUGGGGGUUAGUGGGCAGAAAUGGGAGUCCAGCCAAUGCCCUACUCUGAAGCUGUGAGGAAACCUGACACAUUUGAGCACCAGGUUCCAGAUGUGCAAGGCUGUGUGCGUGCUUUUCCAGUUCUUGACAUGCUAAAUUGGUUUUGGGGCAAAAUGCAGCGUUCCGGGAAAUGUGGUGUUUGUUGUUGUUGUUGUUUUAGGAAAAUUAGGUUUUUGCUCUUGAAGCUGUGAAUACAGAUUUGGGUGAUGCCUGGCAAAAUCUCGGGAGUGUAGGAAGAGGUCAGGGGUUUGAAUAGGAAAUCCAGAUGUUGGGAGCCUCAGUGUCGUACAUAACUUGUCAUCCUUUCUGACCACAAGUAGGAAAAGGUUAAGUAAAGCAAUUUGCAAUUAAAUCAAUGAAUAGAGGCCUUGGUAUACAGUCUCUUCCCCCCGCCCCUUGAAUCUUGGGUUGCCUUAGUAAAAUUUUUUGAAUUGCUUGUUUUAUCAAAGAUCACAAGUAGCCCAAUGGACAGGGGUACUUUUUUGUAUAAAGAGCUGAGGCUCAUCCAGCUGAUAGCUUCUAUCUGUUAGGUGCUUGUGUAGUAAACUGGAAGUAGGACAAAAUGGAAGCCUUUGAAUGGAAAAAGUACUCUACACAAACAGGUUAAAAAUACAGCUCAUGUCUCAUACUUUUUCCUGUAAUUGCUUCUUCCUUCUCUGUGAAGACACUGUUAGAAACUGACUCUUGCCUUUGUACAGUGGAAACUAGGUAUGUUCCAGACAGACAGACAGACACUCAUCUCCCUUCAAUUCAGUUUUAAAUCCAGUAAAUAUUAAGUGGACUAGAGACACCUUUGUGGGACUCUAUCACACACAUGUGGCCUGCCCAGCUCAGUCAGUUCAAAGCUUCCAGAGAGGAACAGGAACACUUCAAUUCCUAGAAGGUUGUGAACCAGGGCUAUGUGCAAUUUCUAUGUGCUAAUUUUGUUGAUGUCUUAGGGAUUGUUAAUGGUUUUUAUUAUGAUUGUAUUGGGGAGGGGUGUACACACGUGUCACACACACACACACACACACACACACACACACACACACUGUACAGUCAAUCCAUGGUGAAGGAAUAUAUUUAUUAGGACCAACUAAAAUGUCACAAAAUGGGGGGUAGUCUUUUCAGUUCUCCAUAGCUUGUUGUUAAAGUAGGGUGUGGGGUAGAAAACAACUGGCUGGCACUGAAGCUAUGGUGCCUGCAUAUAGUCACAGUUUUAUGAUGGAAUAUGGGAGGGAGCAGUAAGCUUGCAUAGAUUGGGCUGUACUAGAUUCUAGGAAGGUUUCAAGUCGCAUCUUGGGCUGCCUCAAGAGUUGCUGGCUCCAAGCAGCUUACAAUGGUUCACACAGACCCCAGUUUUUGAAAUAAAAAAAAUCCCCAUCUGUCUCCAUCCUUGGCUGAAGCACACAGGUUCCUUACUAAGUAGCAUCCAAAAUCAAGCUGGAACUAGGAAGUUUCAACAAAGCUGGAGACUAAUUUUAAGAGAUAUACAUGGAGGGAAAGUCAAUACAAACUAAAUUGGGUACUGUUGCCUACUAAAUAUUGCAGCCCUCAAAAAAUGGUCCAUUCUUUGAUUUGUAGACAAAGGUCCAUUCUUUGAUUUGGCACCAAAUUUCAGAAAUGAUUUUAGGUUUUAGGGGGUACAGAUUGAUCCAGGAAAAGCAAAGAGUUUGAAAGCCAACUUUUGAAACUGCAGGGAUGCACUUGCCAUAAUUUCCAAUGGAAAUGCCAAAGGGCACCAUUGGGAUCGUUUCCAGGUCAGCAUUGGAUAAAUAUCUGAUUUCUGAUUGUCAAAAGCAGCAGGGCUGUUCUCUAAGCUGUAUGUUCUCAAAAGGUUCCGAGGAACAUUCACUCUUUAUCCUCUGCCCACUCAAUUAGUAUAAUAAACCAAACAGGGUUAGCUUCAGAUUGAUUUCCUUUCUGUUUCUGAAAAAGAGUGAUGGGAACCAGCUGGCAAGUCAUUACAGGGCCCUGGCUUUAAAGCUAUUAUUGCCAUCAAACUGCUGGAGAAUAAUAGCAUCACUGUUUAGUAGAAUAUUACUUCCAAUUUGGAGUGGUAUUUUCCCUUUCCUCAGCCCUACAGGCAAGAUUGAUGGCAGUGGUGGUGAACUCCACGAAGUCAUUCUUCAUACAUGGAAAGGCCUUAAUGCAGUUGGAUCAAUCAGCUUUAUUAAGUAUCAGUUAAUUAUGUUGCUGCACUUCCUAAUGCAUGUUGGGUAUUUGGAACAGAGGAGAUUCUGUCCAGGGCCAAUUUGCAGAUUGCAGAGAUGAUGGCAUUUCACACAUUAGAUUCAUUUUGUAAUGCUCAUGUUAGCACACUCCUAGAAAUUUAAAGAAUUAAUCAGGGAUGUUGUAGAGGUGGAUUUCCUGCUCUGACAGAACUAUAGAUGACCUUUGUGGUUCCUUAUAACCUGGGAAUUAGGACCUGAACAACACCUGGAGGUCUACCUCUGCCCUAAGAGUUUGAAUUUUGAACUGGUUUGGAGACUCUUCCAAAAAUACACAUCAGUAUAUUCUGUUACAUAGAGCUCUUUAUUAGAUCAGAGUUUGACAUCUGGAAGAAGAUGACUUAAACAGAACAGGAUUGAGGGGCUUUCAGGGGCUGGCUAUAUUUGGCUGUAUCACACUCACUCCUGGAGCUACUCAGCUAUGUCUCUGCUAAACCUUUCAAGGGCCUUUGCAUACGAAGGAUGUCACAUACAGCACCCGAUGCAUCAUAAAGUCAGGUGGUUUCGUUCCAAGACAUUGCAAUAUCGGAAAGGCUUUUGUGAUGGGGAAUCCUGCUGUGCUGAUGGCUGUAAUCCCGACUUCUAGUGGUGACUAAGAAUCAGAUCUUGCCCUUCAGGAGCAACUAUAGGUCAGUGGUAGAUCACAUGCUCUGCAUGCAGAAGUUCCCACUUCAACCUUCUCACUUUAAGAGUGAAAUGAAAUUGUGCUGAAUUUCCCAGCCUUGAAACUGUGUGUCAUUUCUCCUAUUUGUGUGUGUGUGGUGGUGUGCAUCUGAAUCAGCCACCAUUUGGAGGGUGGUGGCUUAUCUUUAGAAGCAGGGCUGUAGCGGAUCUUCUCUUCCCCUCCUCCUUUUGCUGCUACUUGCAGUGGCAUUGGCAAAGGGAGAAUUCUUCCUUCACAGUUGGACUGCUGCCCUGAUGUAGCUGAGCCAUUUGUGGCUCCCUUGGGGCCAUUUUUAUAAGUGAUGCUUAAAUCAUGUUUUUAGGUUUUUCCACAUUCUGCAAAUUGAAAAUGCUACACUGAGCAGAGUGGACAUUUAGUUUUUACAACAGCUGCCUCCUGUUUUCUCUACCGCACUAACAUUCAGAAAAUAAUAUUUCUGACUAUAAGGUGUUCUCCAGUUCCAGCUAAAACUGUUCCCUGUUAUGAAUAGAAAAUAUGAUUCAGUUCACAUUUAAAGGUGAACCUACCUAUUUGGCAGUUUCUGAAACAAUGCACAAACUGAAGCAGCCAUUCUUCAAAUUUUGCGCUUCCUUGAAUAUUGCAUUGCAGUUCUCCAGCCAAGUAACAUGCACCAGAAUGCAGGCUCUGGGAUAAAGUGUGAAUAAGAUGCAUAUAUUAGUGAAAAUGCAUUUUACUAGGGAAAAAACACUUUGCAGAAAGGUGUCUAUUAAAAGAAAUUAGCACUCAAAUUCUGAUGAAUUUUCACGAGGGCUUUUUAAAAUAAUACUAAUCGCAAGCUGAUGUGGAAAUGUGGGAAACUGAGCUUAAGGUUGGAAAACUGAGAAAUCAAAAUUAACAGGUCCCCCCAUCCCUAGUUCUAACUGAGAUAGGCUGCAGUAGUUUAAUAUUGGGAAUAGCUGAGUAUAAAGCAAACAGGAGUAUUAUGGAUUAAGGCACUUACUGAUGUACAAGUGUUUGUGAAAUAUGCCAUCACUUCUGACCCAAGCCAUGAAAUUUGAAAAGCAUACAGACAAAAGAGAUGGCGUAAUCUUUUAUUUUAACACCACAACCGCCAGGUCCUGUGGAAUGAAGAAGCUUGGCUGCUGCCCAUUUCCAGGCGAGAGCUUCAACGUUCUUUCACCAAUAAGUUAGCAGCUACUUUUUUCCUAAAAGAAUAAAGAUUACAUAGCCUUCUCGUCCCCUUUUGCCAAGCAGACCAAAUGUUCUGCUGAGUAUUGCAGACAUACAUGAAUGGUUCCUGCAUAUAUAUGGUUGCUGUCUCCUGAAAGGCAAUGUUUUGGUCCUUGGUUGAAGCCCAGCCUAGUGGUGCCAGGAGGGGUCUGGAACAUCAUGCAAUCCUUUUUAUUCUCCACCCACACAAGCAAAAGCCAUGAUCAGAGUUCAGGGGCAUAUUGCAGCCAGCCAAAAGCACUCUAGGUGGGUGCAAAGCAGGGGUGGUAAGCAGCAUGGUUGGGUUAUGUGGCCUAGGUAGGGUCCCAAGAGCCAGACAGAGAGGCUUGGAGAGCUGCGUUUGACCUCAGACCUGAGGUGCUCUACCCCCGGAGCACAGCUAUUCCAUUACUCAGCAAAUCCCCUCCCUUUUUUGACUUUCCAGGUAAACUGACCUGAUCCACACCUCCUGGACUGAUGUGAAGAUUAGGACGCAGUUAUUCAUUAGAUUUCACACUUCUCAGAAUUCUGCAGGAGAGCUCUUGGCAUUAAAACCCACACCAAACAGCCUUUAAAAUACAUCUAGAGAAGCUUACAUUGAGACAGAAUAAGCAUCUCAGUAUAAACAAAAUAAAAAAAUUCCUUCCAGUAGCACCUUCGAGACCAACUAAGUUUGUUAUUGGUAUGAGCUUUCGUGUGCAUUCACACUUCUUCAGAUACACCUGAAGCGCAUGCACACAAAAGCUCAUACCAAUAACCAACUUAGUUGGUCUCUAAGGUGCUACUGGAAGGAAUUUUUUUUAUUUUGUUUUGACUACAGCAGACCAACACAGCGACCUACCUGUAACUACAUCUCAGUAUAGAUUUUGUGAUAAGAUAAGGUCAGGAGUCACCUAGUGAGCCUGUCAGCCAAAGCCGUCCACAAGGACUUCUGCUUGUGUGAGGGAGCUCUCCACUCUCUCUCUCCCCCCUGUGUCCCUCCUUGAAAUUAGCUUGGGAAUCUGAGAAGCCCCAGAACAGUGUGCAGAGGGAGGAGAGCGGCAUCAUAGCUAUUGGCUAUUCCACUGGAGGUGGUGGUGAGGAACAGCAAAUGAGCCUGUACUGCCCACCGUGCUGCUUCCAUUUCUCUUAUCUGCCAUAUACCGUAUUUUUUUCUCUAUAAGACUCACUUUUUCCCUCCUAAAAAGUAAGGGGAAAUGUGUGUGUGUCUUAUGGAGCGAAUGCAGGCUGCGCAGCUAUCCCAGAAGCCAGAACAGUGAGAGAGAUUGCUGCUUUCACUGCGCGGUGAUCCCUCUUGCUGUUCUGGCUUCUGGGAUUCAGAAUAUUUUUUUUCUUGUUUUCCUCCUCCAAAAACUCGGUGCGUCUUAUGGCCUGGUGCGUCUUAUAGAGCGAAAAAUAUGGCAUAUGGGUACAUUCUGCACUUACGUGAAGAUAGAUAGAUAGAUAGAUGAUAGAGUGGCUUGAUAACUGGGUCACAGAGCCAAGCAAUUUCCUAUUCAGGUCACUGUAUUGUCCAUAACUACAGUGCUUGAGUGGGGCCUGCCAUGGCUACUAGCACAAUCAGUAAAUAUCCUGCUCUGAUGGUUCCCUUGACAGCUCAUACGCACACUCUCCGAAACAAGAUAUCUCGAAUCCCAACUUUUCCUGUCCUUGGCGGGCUACGAACAUUUAUCCCAUUCCCACUCUUCAUGUUUAGUUUCCCCAAAACUGGCUGUUGAGAUUCUCUUUAUAGUGGAAGCCCUGCGCCACAUGCCACCCUGCUGCACUCUGCAUGAAGAAUUAUGUAACUGCCCUCAGGCUACUUGCCCCUUUCUUUAAGUGUGCUCUUUAAGUGUGUUUUCAUAAGGCAAGCUUUCAUCUCUGCUUUAUGAUCAGCGCAGAGCAGGCAGAGCUAAAUUGUGGCCCUAUGGAUGCUGCUGAGUGACAGUUUCCAUGCCCUCAGCAUUGCCUAUGCUGGUUUUGGCUGAUGGGAGCUGAUCUCCCAACAACCUCUGCAGGGCCAAAGGUUAGCCACCUGGUGGAGAGAUUUAGAGACUUCUGACAACUCGAUAAAUAACUGCGCCAAAGGGUCAUUUAUACAUCCAUGUGCAAUGUGUAUCUGACAACCGAGGAUCGCACUCCUUGCAUCUGACAAAAUGACCCCAAGUCCACAAAAGCUUAUGCCGUAAUGAAAAACUGUUAGCGUUUAAGGCAUCACAAUACUCUCUGUUGUUUUAGGAAGGAAAAAAGUCUUAACUGCGCCUAGUUGCCUUUUAGUUUUCAGGUGUUGCAAAGAUGCUAAAAUGAGGUUCCAAAAACCAUAUUGGAACCAUGUCUUCAAUUAGGCCAGCCGAAAUAGUGUGCAAACUCUUGAGUUCUCAAGAACUCUUCAUCAAGCCACGUGGGGAACAAAUUAAGCAGUAAGCCUCCUAGGCUGAUUUUAUAAUACAGUUCCAUGGAUCUGUUGUGUAUGCUCCAGUGCUCCCCGCCUCUCUUCCCAACACAAAUGCUCUUGUACACAUUGUAAAUAUCAUCUUGGCUAGAGGCGAUCAGCACUGCUAGCCUCCUGUUGCCUUCUAUUGAGAAAUCCCUUGAUCAAGCCCACACAGCAGGAAGGGGGCAUAUUCCCUUGACCACACAGAGCAGAUUGCUACCAGUACUUAGUGAAGGAAAGCCUAAAACACAUAGUUGUCUUAACACCACGAGAGGUGUAUAGGCAGUUUGAAAACUAGUUUUUGAGUUACACAUAUCUACAGUUCUCAUUUGCCAUGAGGUAUCUGUAUGAAAGCUGGUUAGUUAGCAAGUUUCUAACAUGUUAGGUGUUGUCAAGCCAGGGCUGAGUCCAAUUCAAUGCCAGUUCUUCCUCCCCCCCCCCUUUUUUUGUAUGUGGUUUGGUGCACAUUUUGUUGUGCAUUGACUUGGAGCAAAGGCUGCACUUGCUGAGACCGACAUUGGAAAUUCCCUUUGUGCUUUGAGUUCUGUCUCUUCCCAAGCAAGAGAACUUGGUCUAACGGUACCAAAAUCCAGUCAGUUUGGAUUAGGUUUGAACAUUUACAAUCUAGGACAGGGCAGAGAGAAGACUGAAAUGCAGAUUAACACUUGGUUCCCCAUAUCUAGCAAAGCUCUCAUGACAAGCUCUUCCUAUCACCCCCGUAACGGUACCUUUGUGGGCAUGGGUUGUGGUUACUUGCAACAUUGCACUUCUUCAGUAACCUGCCGCUUUCUCCCGACUUUUUGCAUCAGCUCACAGAUCACUUGCCCUUUAGCAACUGCCAACCUUGCAUAUCGGCACUGCAUUUGCCCAAACUUCCCCUUCUGUCACGUGACAAGCAUGUGGUAGGGCUGGUGAUAUUUCUCUGGAUGAUUAAAUUCUCCCCCUCCCCUGCUGAUUUCCACAACCACUGCAAGCUAUCAGGUUAUUCACCGUGUAAGAAUGUGACCAGCCUUACCUUCUCUCCCCUCCCCCCACUUCCCUUAGUAUGCUGAGCUGAUUUCCCAAGUACUGUACAAAGCAGUAUAAGAACAUGCAUUUAUACUUGUUUUCUCAAGCCAGGGACAAUGGCAUUUAGAUUAGUGGUCUGUUACUUAUGACUUACAGCCUGGAGUUCAAAAGCUUGCUCCCCUUCCCCUAGCAUGCUCAUCCUGAUUCUUCAUAUUCAUGCUUCUACCACAAAAGAUCUAGAUUUGCUAUUUUGAACAUGGCGCCUUGAAACCCACCUACUGUGGCGCCUACAGCAGGAGCAGCAGCGCUACAAAGAGAUGUUUGGGCCAGUCAGUUCUGUUCUGUGCUGAUUUGUUGUUAUCCCAGCAGUAAUGAGAAUACAGAGCAUAGGCCUGGGGUUGGGCAUCGUCCUAUAAGCCGUGGAUGGCUUUGGGGCAAAUUCAUGAAGGAUAAGGCUAUCAUUGGCAGCUACCAAUAAUGAAGGGCAUGCUUUGAUUCCACAGACAGAGGCAGUAAUGCUUCUGAGUAGCAGCUGCUGAAAAUCACAAGUGGGGAGGCUGCUAUUGCACUUAGGCGCUGCUUGCAAACUUCCAGCAGGUUGACCCUGUGAGAACAGGAUGCUGGAUUAGAUGGGCCACUGGGCUGAUCUGGCAAGUUCUUCCUGUGUUCUUACAUUGAGCCUACUACAAUAACAAAUAUUUUCAAGUUCUUAUUAUGGGGAGCAAAACUAAUGAGCACGCCCUUCUUACUUUUUCCCAGAAUCCUGGCCCCCUGCCUCAAUAGGGUUCUUAGUCAUUGCCAUGAAUGAAUGUUUAAAAUCUGCCUUGACAGGUUUCUCCUUUUUAAUUGGUAAGCCACUGGCAGUGGCGCAGGCUCAGAACCUCACACACGAGCAGCUCAGCCGAGUGUGGCAGCUUGGCAUGCGUUUGAUCAGGCCUCAUCCCAGCGCCACAAUGGCUUCCCCUUGCUGCAGGCCGAGGGUUCACUGGGUUGAGCAAGCCAGUGACUGUUACUGACAGCCACCGCUUCUUGGGUAAUUGCCUGGAGAGUCUAGCCCAGCGGGAAGUGGUUUAUCCUUGUGCCCACAGGGGUCUAAUUAUUUUGCAAGUGACGAGUGAAGGGUUUAGUUACUGUAAAUGGGAAGUACUAAAUAAGGCAAGCCACAGAAUUUUGGUUUCCCUGUCUUACGCCCUGUCUGGACAAUGAAAAGCAAAAAGCAAAAAGAAAUGCAGUAGAAUUAAACAACAAACCAGGAUAAAAAGCGCAGCACAGAAAGAUAGGGUCGUAUGUGGUAUGUGGUGUGCUCUGGUCAUAGCUGUCAACUUACAGAUUUGAAAAUAAGGGACCAGCAGCCUUGAAAAUAAGGGACCAGCAGCCAAAAUAAGGGACCUGCAGCCUCACCUGUUCCAGGCACUCCAGUCUUCCUGUCCUCCUGCAGUCUGGUCAAACUCGUGCUGGGUAGCUUCGAGAACACUGUCCAACCAACUUUGUAACCAGAGGUUCAACUGAAUAGAAUCUGAAUCACAUGCACCACAAGGCCUAUGCAGCCUCAACUUAAGAUGGCUCCCCCGCCUGGCUUUGCACUGCAAAGUUUGCAGCAGCACGUGCAACAAAAUGGCGUCCAGCAUUCAAGCCCCCCCUCAGCUUGCAUUAACUAGCCACACACAAGGCAUGCAAGCUCCACCCCCCAGUCGUUCUUAGACUUCUUAUUGGGUGAGCAACACAGCCAAGCAACACAGUUGGAACCUCCCUCCUCUCUGGCCGGCAGGGAGGGAGGGAGAGGAGCUGCUUCCUUUGAAAUUUAAGGGACAUCAUUUAAGGGACAUUUAAGGGACAUCCAUCAAUAAGGGACAGCAGCGGGACAUGGCGCUGGAAUAAGGGACACUUGACAGCUAUGGCUCUGGUCCAUGGGGUCACGAAGAGUCGGAUAUGACUAAACAACAACAACAAAUGUGGAAUAGCUCUGUGUGAACAUUCAGUCAUCAGUGCAAGGAUUUCUGCUUGUAAAAUGGAACAUUCUCUUUCCCCCUCCCCUGGACUGUUCUAGGGGUUCUCCCAACCCUCUGGAUCAGGUUUUUGGAGGGGGCAAGGGAGGUGGGGAGGGGACAGAGGGGGCAAAGUCCUGUUGCACAAGUGGAUAUCUUUGUGCUGAUGGGAUAUCACCCAGAACGUAAAAUGCAAAUCAUAAAAGCGGAAUUAAGACAUAAAAGCCAACAAGAAUUAAAAACAGCAAAGAUAAAAAUAGGCUAAUUUGGGAAGGACUGGAAGAAAAGAAAAGUUUGUAAUAAAGGCUGAGAACAUCACAAUGUUGGGGCUUCCUUCGCUUCUAAGGGAAGAGAAUUUCAGAGAACUGGUGCCACAGCACAAACAGCAUGUGCCCAUUUGUCAUGUUUUAUUUUGCUUUCUACUGCUAGUAUUUUUGCUACUACUGCUUUCUUGUUUUAUUUACCAUUUAAUGUUUCAUUGUGUUGAUAGCUUCAAUCCUUGUUAACAACAACAACAACAAUUUUAUUGUUUAUAUCCUGCCCAUCUGACUGGGUUUCCCCAGCCACUCUGGGUGGCUCCCAGCAAAAUAUAAAAAAUAAUAAAAUGUCGGACAUUAAAAACUUCCUUGAACAGGGCUGCCUUCAGAUGUUUUCUAAAAGUUGUGUAAUUCUUUAUCUCCCUGACAUCUGAUGGGAGGGCGUUCCACAGGGAUACUUUGAAGGUGCUCUAACAGAAGAGUGGGAUUAAACUAGUAAGUGAGAGCCUAAUCUUAUUUUCUCUAAUAAUUUUUAGUGGGAGGAAAAAGUGAGAAGUGGAGCAAGCGAGACAACCUGUUUAUCAGACCUGUUGUGCUUUCCAACUCCAUUGGGGAGGUUUUUUUUGUCAGGCUUAGGUGUUCAUCUUGACCCAGGCAUAACAGAGCACAUGUGAAAACCAUUUCCCAGGCAGAAUCUUCUCUUAGAUGCCACCACCCAAGCAUCUCAGUCAUAUACUACAACCAAUCGGGUGCCUUCCAGCUGUUGGGACUACAGCCCCUGCCAGCACAUGCUGGAGGUCACCAGGUUGGCAAAGGCUGACACUGUGUGUGUAUGUGUGUUUAUAUUCAUUCAUUCAUGAAACAGAGCUGCUAGUGGCACUUUUUAAAACUUCCCCCUUUCCUUUCCAGCUGCAGAGGACAGGAUUCUGAAGUCCAGUUGGCAUGGAAAGUCUGGUCGAAGUCCACUUCAGGCUCUUUACCACGGUGAUCAGGUGAGUGAACGCGAAAAGGGAAGGUGGAAGGGCGUGGAGGGAACCGGCAAGAGUUGGGGAGUGCUCAUUGUGUGUCAAAGUCCAGGCAACACACAACGCUUGCUUUGAUGCAACUUCGGUGUUACUAUCUGCAGAGGAAGAUGUGCAUUUCUUCUUCUUUUUUUGUUAGGACAACUUUGCACCCAGACCACAAUUUUUUUGACCCAUUUUAUCCUGCCUCAUUGAUAAUUACAGAAAGGUGGUGGGCAGAGGAGGUAAAUUGCCACUUUGGUGGUUUUGUGUAUCUGGAAAGGGGAUUGAGUUGCUCUCAUGCCCUGGCCACCCUGCUUUCAAAGCAUCCAGCAAGCGAAUCAGGAGCAAGUCCUCCCAAAGGCUAGCUCCACUGUGAGCAUGUUGGCUUUUCCCCCUCUCCAAAUAGUUUGCAGAAGUUAGAAUCAGUGGCAUCAGAUGCUUCUGCUGCAUAGCUCAGGCUCUUGGGCUGUAAGUAUUCUGGGAGGCUUCUGGCAAAUAUAUCUAGAUCUAGAAAAUUGGGUGGAGUUAUUUCUCUCUUAGAGGUUAGACUCAAUUGUCACUCCUGGGGAAUCUAACCUGCCAUCUUUUGCAUGUUAAAAGCAUGUGCUCUACUGCUGCACAAUGACUUUCCCCAAAGGUCCGCAGCUGUCCCUGCUGUUGCUCAGAGAUUUGGUCUAGCAAGAGAUUUAUCCUCAUAGGUUUAUACCCUACAAACAGUGGAUGACUUAAGCAAUCCUAUGUCUGGAUUGUACCACUUUAGGUUGCAGGGGGAGGCAUGCAUGAUUUAACAAUCCCCUACACUUUUUUUUUUAAAGACCUAAUUGCUGGUAACCUUUCCCACUGAUGAGGCAGUUACCUAUUUGUGGUGGGUUUUUUGGUAUGUUUGGAGGAUCAUUAAUGGACAUCGACCCGCACCAGCAGUUUGACAUGGUGCAGUCCAGGUAAAGGUUUUGCCACCUUAUCCGAUGCCCCUGACUGCUUGGCCACAGACUCCAUUUAGCAGUGUGAUUUAUGCUAGGGGACUGAUGCCUGGCAAGGGCGACCUAGGAACAAGGAAGGUAGGAAACUCUCCGCAGUGCAGAUACCACAGGAUACUCCCUGUGUGUGGCUGUUGGAGCUUGCCAGAAUACAUUUUAUUUUCUCCUCGUAACCACCUACUCUUGCCUUCCUUUUGACAAUUAAUUUAAUGGAAACAGGAGAAAAUGAAAGCCAGAUAACUGCUCCCACGGCAGCGACGAUGACUCCCCAGUGAACCCAUAUAGGAAACGGAACGGCUGCUUUUCAGUGUUAUAACGUUUCUGCCUUAAUGUCUCAACUGUGUUUUUAAAGAGGAGUCAUUGCAAGCGCACAACAUUCUAUAACUUUUAAUCCUUGUGUUACACAAAAGCCGCCUGGCCCUUGUGAAACGGGGUGAGUGAAUGGCCCCUGAUGUAGUCAAUAACAAUAGCUUCCUAUCUAAGAUGUGCCCCAGCUCUGGGAGAUGUGAGUUCAAAUCCUGGGUCAGCUUAUGAACAUAAGAGCCCUGCUGAACCAGGCCAAAGGCCUCUCUCUAGUUCAGUAUCCUGAUUCCUGCAGAGGCUGGCCAGCGAGGUCUCUUGGGAAGCCCUCUAGCAGGACCAGGAGCAGCACUAGAAAUAGUCCUCUCCCAGAAACUGGUAUUGGGAAUAAUGCUGCCUCUGUUCCUGGAGUAGCCACUGGUAGUCUUAUUCCCUGUGAGUCUGCUGUCUUUCUUUUCAAGUCACUGUGUCUGAGCAUUGGUCUUACUCCCCACCUUGGAAGUGACCACAAUCAGAUCCAAUUUUGCUAGAUGGCCAAAACAAUAAGGUGUGAUGUGCCGGCUCCACCCAUCUCUCUGUCUGGCAUUAAGAGAGUGGGUUGGGUUGUUUUUUUAAUGUUAUCCCUCUUCCUUUUGAAGAGCGUGAACAAGUCUUAUUUGGCCUGGCAGAUGCCAACGGGUGAGUGAGAAAUUGAGGCAGGCAUGGUAGGUUGAGUAAGCAGGCUCCUGGGCUGUGAUCUAACAGCGCCUGACAGCUGUCAGGAACCCUCAGAAGACAAAAGUGAAGGAAGCAAAAGGUCUACCUACGCGUUGCACAGCCCCUCCUCGGAAGAAAAUGCUGUUGCUACGUAGUGGGAGCCUUACUUGAAAAGGUUUUGUGUUGUGUAGGCCAGAUUGUGAUUUCAGAGCCAUAUGCUUUUUAGUAGAAGCUCCUUGCUUAAAGCUAGGAAUGCUUUUCUGGGCGCAAGACAAAGAAUCUGCUUAAUUGUGUAACAAAAUGCAGAAUGCGCCCUGCGCAAAUGUCCAAGAUUUACCGCACGAACAGAGCUUUGAGCCCUCUGUGGGAUGGCGUAGCUGAUUCCCCCCUCCCCCAGAGAAUAUUUUGCGUACGGGGAUCUUCAAAAGCAGGCCUUUGGCACGACAUCAGAACUUGUGUGACGGUGGAAGGAGCAACCGAAGGAAUAAAUGCAACUGAACCCACAGCUGCAGUUCACGUGCUGAAACGAGAGCUUUCUGUCUUUAAUGAAAUAGGAGGGAGAGAAUCAGGGCAGACUCCUUCAAUAAAUUGAUGUUGCCUUGUGUUUCUUUAAAAAAAAGAGGGGGGGGAGACAACGGUGGGCAUAAGUGUAGAAGAAAGCAAGAGGAACACACAUGCAUACCUUCCAAGUCAUGAAUCCAGUUCCUGAACUUGUUCAGAGUAGCAAGCCCUGGGGCAUCACCAUGACCUUGGAGUGGCCUGACCUGACCCCUUCCUAACAGAUGGCUUGCACAGGAAAGAACCGCAAUAAGGAGCAGGGAGGCUGGGAUGUUUGAAUAGCCCAAGGCAGUCUCUGCUCACGUCAUCCUGUCCCAGAGUUAACUUUGCCCUGCCAAGAGCACUUGGCCAGGCCUUUCAUGAAGGAAGCUUUGAUGCUCCCUUUUCCUUUGCCUUCAGACAGUGAUGACUUGACACACUUUAACAGCACCUUCCUCUUCCUUCUGCAACUCUCUUGUACACACAGCCAGGUUAGAUCCCCCCCUUUCCAAACGCGCCAGCUGGCAUUUUAAACCUUGUGGCAUUUAGUUAUCACCCAAACAAAUUAGCAGAUGUACAGGGAGAGAAUACAAACAAAUGACCCCCCCCCCUUGUGAUUCAGGUUGCUAAAAGCUCUGAAGGGGUCGUAAGGAGCCUCGUAUCAUGUGGGCACAUCUACAUUACAAAGCUAUAUCAGGGUUGUUGUUUUUUUAAAAAAUGGAUGUAUCCCCCACCUGUUAAAAAGCAUGUGUGUGUGUUUCUAUAAACGUAAUUAGACACACACACAGUAAAAAUAUCUACAACAAUAAAAACAUUACAGUGCAUAUAGAUAAAACAGUACAACUGUGAGGAUUUAUAAAAAUGAGUUAGAAUAUGCAGACUUUUAAAAAUAUAGGCUAUACCAGUUGACCUCCCAAAUAAUUCUGGGAAUUGUAGUUAGGUGAGGGUGCUGCACAUUCUUGGUGGCUACAGACUUCUCUAGGGUAUAAAUAUUCUUUAUGUGAAUGCCUUUUUUCAUUGCAGCAACAUAGUUGAGGUAAAGGUAAAGGACCCCCGGAUGGUUAAGUCCAGUCAAAGGUGACUAUGGGGUUGCGGUGCUCAUCUCGCUUUCAGGCUGAAGGAGCCGGCAUUUGUCCACAGACAGCUUUCCAGGUCAUGUGGUCAGCAUGACUAAACUGCUUCUGGUGCAGCGGAACACUGUGACAGAAGCCAGAGCACAUGGAAAUGCCGUUUACCUUCCCACCGCAGCUUCACCUAUUUAUCUACUUGCACAGGUGUGCUUUCAAACUGCUAGGUGGGGAGAAGCUAGGACAGAGCAACGGGAGCUCACCCUGUCACAAGGAUUUGAACCACUGACCUUCCAAUCAGCAAGCCCAAGAGGCUCAGUGGUAUAGACCACAGCACCACCAUAGUUGAACCCCACCCCUAGAAUUGUAGAGUUGGCAGAAACCCUGAGGAUCAUCUAGUCCAAUGCCCUGCAAUGCAGGAAUAAACUGUCCCUCCUUCCUCCUCUUACUCUUUUGCCAACUCUGUUGCCAGCCAGAGAAGAGGUAGGUGCAGGGUUUUUUUGAAGGGAAGUUGUCCCAGUAGCAGGUGAUCUCCUGACAACUGCCUUAGAAAGGCCUCCAGAUUCUUUAUCUUCUUGACACGUAGGUGUUUGUGGCCCUGAGCAGAGAAAAGGUUGGGAUCUGACCAAAUGCACUUUACCAGCCAAGUGUACAGUGACUCUUUCCACCUCCCCCCUUCUGUCUCCUCAGUUUGAGCAGUCCUCCCUGCAGGCGACGCACCAGCGCAGGCGGGACCUGCUGAAGAAGGUGUGCAACCGUUACACGCGCAAGCGGCGCCUCCUCACUCCUGACGACUUGCGCCACCUGGUGGUUGACGAUGUUCACGGGCUGCUGUACUGCUACGUCCCCAAGGUGGCUUGCACUAACUGGAAACGGGUCAUGAUGGUCUUGACCGGGCAGGGCAAGUACCAGGACCCGUUGGAAAUCCCAGCCAACGAGGCGCACGUGGCUUCCAACCUGCACACUCUCUCUGAGUACAGCAUCCCCGAAAUCAACUACCGCCUGCGCAACUACCUCAAGUUCAUCUUUGUGCGGGAGCCUCUGGAGCGGCUGGUCUCUGCCUACCGCAACAAGUUCACCCGCAGCUACAACACAGCUUUCCACAAGCGCUACGGGACCAAGAUAAUCCGGCGGCAUCGCCAGGACCCCAGCGACGAGGCCCUGGAGCACGGCCAUGACGUGCGCUUCGAGGAGUUUGUGUACUACUUGCUGGAUCCGCAGACUCAGCGCGAAGAGCCUUUCAAUGAGCACUGGGAGCGAGUGCACUCCCUCUGCCACCCCUGUAUCAUCCACUACGACGUGGUAGGCAAGUACGAGACAUUGGCCAAGGACUCCAAUUACAUCCUGCGACUGGUUGGGGCUGACGCAGGCGUCAAGUUCCCCUCCUCCUCCAAGACCACCAGGACCAACGACGACAUGACGGCUAAGUUCUUCCAGAACAUCAGCCCCUUUUACCAAAGGAGGUUAUUUAAUUUAUACAAAAUGGAUUACUUGCUCUUCAACUACUCCAUCCCGACUUACUUGCGCACCCGAUGAGGUGGUGACCAAGCAGCCGGGCCUCCCUUUGCCUUUCCUGGUUUCUGCUGUCAGCCAGUGAACAUAAGAUAGGAGAUAACCUUUCCCCUCUUGUUGUGAUGGUCAAUCCAUUGGGAUUCCAGUUUGUCAAAACUGUAGCCACUGUUCCUGUCUCCUCCUUUCCCUUAUUUCAGUUAAAGAAAUCUACUGUUGUUUGAUUAUCCUUCCUCAGCCAAAGAGAAUUUUUCCAGGAGAACACAGGAAUUGUGGCCUUUUUUUUUUUUGGUAAGGAGAUUGGAGAAUCAACCUGGAGCAAUCAGAGAAGCAAUAAAACAUGAUAUGCAUUUUAUGUGUUGUUUAAUAUUCCCCCAAAGCCUCUCUCUCUCUCCUCGUAGAUUGAAGAAGCAGGGGGUGUGAGCCAAAAGUGUCUUAUUGUGAACAAUGUCUUAGUGUGAACUAGAAUUUUUCUGUGAGACAAAGCCUUAUUUCAUGUCCCCUCCUCGCUCUUUCUCUCUCAACCAGUGUUGGAUAUGACUGAGCACUUACUGCACACAAAGCCCACCAAGUUAUACUCCCAAGCAAAUUCCAUUUAUAUGAAUAGACAUUGCACUGGGGCAGUGCUGCUUAAUAGAUUGUCCAUUGGAGUAGGGCGGGGUGUGCACACAUAUUUACAUAUAUGAAUGGCCUGAACCAAAGCAGAAAUGAAUGCCUUUCUUCAAUCCUUAAAAAAAAAAAAAAACAAUGUCAACAUGCAGUCAUUGCAUGAAGGAAUUGCUGUGGCUUUCUCUCUUUAUGUGCAUAACUCCGGAGUAGCCAACGUGAUACCUUCUAUAUAUUGAGGACGACAACUCCCAUCAGCCCCAACCAGCAUGGCCAACAGCCAAGGAUGAUGGGAAUUGCAGUCCAAAACAUCUGACAGGCACCAGAUAGGCUACCCUUGGUCUAGCUCACCAUGGGCCUAACCAAUUUAAGCUCCAGAAACAGGUUCUUUAAUCUGUGAAAAAUGGGUGGAGAUGGAGACAGAGUUGGGAACACCCUUGGGAUUAGAAGGCUAGCAAUGUUUCGUUUUACCAGUCUGAGGGAAAAUGUACCUUGAAUUAGAAUUGAGCUUUUUGAUCUGGUUCACACAACCCAGUAAGCCAAACUAUGGCUUAUGGGGGACCACAUAGGGAUCUGGGUUCCCAGAGAGGAGCUUGCCACUGCUUUGUUCUCCCACCUUCGGUCAUUUUUGCUCCUGCAUUUAGCUAAGCCAAGGUGCCGUCUGGACCAGAGCUUGUACCUAAGUGAUGUCUCACUCACUAUGAGUUGUAACCGAGAACAAGCCUUUGAUUUCGCAUGUUGUGUGAACCAGGCCUUUGUGCCCCACACAGUUUACUGUCCCACCAGGUCUGGCUCCAUAGGAGGGAUCCUGCCCACCCCACGGACCUCUCUUGGCAAGUGGAGCAUGUAGAACAUACCUUGUAGGACUUAGUCAGUUUCCUGCCCUUGCAGCUAUCCAUCUUUCUCUCAUGCGAUUUCCAGAGGAGGGAGAUAAUGUCCCUGGGAAGAUGGUUGCCAUCUUCUCUCUAGGAAAGCCUGCAUCCUCUUGACCAAGCAUUAUUCUUAGGAGGGAAAGAAGUGUAUAUUUUUAGCAGUGGCCUUCACCUCAGAGCUAGCCACUCUCUAAGCCUGAAACAAAGGAGAGGGUGUAGGGCUGUAACUCUGAGGUGAGGCGGGCAGCAUUCUGUAUUUAGCUGCUGAGCUGUGGGCUGCUAAUUGCAGCUCCAGAAUAAAUACAAUCCCUGUGCCCUGUAAAUUAGAGGUGUCUGGAAUGUUCAGAGCAAAAGCUGGACUGGAAGUGGGAAAUAAAAAUCCCCCUUCCCUUCCAAACCCCCAACCAUGCUUUUAAAAAUGUUGCUUAUAGUUCUUCACAACCCUAUUGUUCCACCCUCUCUUGCGCCUUCAGUGCCAUUGUUUUCCUGCUUUCCCAGCCCCAAUAUGGGGAUCACAUUAUUGACCCCUAUGAGGUCACAAUGCCAUAUAACCAAGUGACAUCAUGGCACAUACUUGGAGUGGGAGCUGUGCUUCUUUUGCUGACCCUGAGAGAGGGCAACUGCUUUCUCCUUUGUUUCCAGCCCUCCCAGGAAAUUCAAACAGAAGAGGAGUGCUUUCCCUAAGGGAAACACUUUUACAAAAGGCGCUUACCCUUCAUGCCAACCUCACUACAUAUAUUUAUUUAUUGCCUUAUUAGGGUAAUGUCUCGACUGUUUUUCCCCAUAGAAUAGGCAUGGGCAAUCUGUGUCCCUCCAGAUGAUGUUGGGACUCCCAUCAGCCCAAACCAGCAUAGCCAAUGGUCAGGAAUAAUGGGAACUGUAGUCCAAUGAUAUCUGGAGGAUCACAGGUUUUCAUGCAUGGCCUAGGACAAGAGUGUAACAAAGUGUGUGUGUGUGUGUGUCCCCAUGUUUGUGUCCUUUAAUUGGAAGAGGGGAUUUCUCCUCCCAAGUGGUCCAUCUCUGCUUGGCACUUCCCUCAGCUCCUUUCUUUAUUCUCGUACCUCUGAUUCAUACUCCACACAUUCAAAAGCAUUUUUAAACCUCCCAACUCUUGUACAGACAAAAUGAAAGGGCUGAAUGCUGAAACUUGGAGCCUCCCCUGUCUUUGGGGAAUAUGAGGCUCCAUCAUUUGUGUUUUUGCAAGUUGUGCCUCAGCUGGGCGAAGGUGCCAUUCUGAGUGAAGGGAUGGUGGAUUUGGAAAGAGUUGGCGCCCUUAAAAUUCUCCUUAUCAGCUGGAUUUGGUUCAGGAAGAGUUUGGACAGAGAGCAGUGUUCAUUGAUUAGGGGUGCCCUGCUCUGUACAAAUCCUACACCCAGGAAGACUUGCCUUACAUUAAGAUUGGAUUAUAUUAAGACUGAAUGCACCAUUUGCCAUAGACUGGUUUGCAUAUUGAUCAUUGCUUCCCCCCCCCCCAAAAAAAGCUGCCUUCGUUUCAUGGGCCAAGUCAAUCCUCCAGCAUAUCCAUUUUUAUUUUGCUGCAAAGCACUUUGAAAUCCCAAAGAACUUGAAUGCACUCUAGAAGUGGGAAGGUGGAAAACCUUAUUCAGUGAUGACAUGGGUUUUGGAGGGGAAGAACAUGUUUGGAGUGGUAGACAUAUUGCCUAGAUAUGGACAUGAGAGAGAGAGAGAGAGAGAGAGAGAGAGAGAGAGAGAGAAAUUUCACUUGUAAGCCAUGGUCAGUCUGCCUAGCUUUGGAGCAUUUGUACUUGAAGAGACAAUCAUUUCAGUCCAAAUGGACAGUUUUGCUUCAAUAAAGCAGCAUUUUUGUCUCUACC